Messenger RNA from Podarcis lilfordi (Lilford's wall lizard), 55605 nucleotides. NCBI's taxonomy places the organism in Eukaryota, Metazoa, Chordata, Lepidosauria, Squamata, Lacertidae. The record is from the annotation of a GenBank genome assembly.
AUGUUCGGUCCGGACAAACUCUUGGGGCAGCUGUCCAAGCUGGACAGAUACGGGAACAUGGCGUCCGUGGGGGAUUUUAACCCGCUCAGCGCUAGCGUCCCGGCUACCCGAGUGGAGGUGUCGGUGUCCUGCAGGUGAGGGGAGAUAAACAAAGAUUUUUUUUUUGAGGGGGGAGGCGGUGUCUCUGUGGAUAUUCCUCGGUGGGCGGACAGGGAAGUGGAAGGGUCGGAGCGCGUGAGGGAAAACGCUGCUGUUUGAGGCGUGGGCGGACGAACGUGUGAACGGGGAACCAUGGUUUAGUCUCGGGUUGUUGACCCCCUCCCCCCCCCCCCUUGGCGAGAAGUGCGAGUGUGUGGGAGCGAAAGGCGUGUCGGUGGGGGAGGCGAGAUCCCUCCCUGCCGUGGUGCCCCACUGGAUGUGGAAUUCCCCCAUGGCACGUAGGGAAGGAGCGCGGACACGUUUCUCUCCUGCUACCCCCCCUCCCGUGUUUGGAAAUCGCGCUGCCCCACGAGCAACCCCGGCCUCCGUGGGAUCCUGAGGGUCUGGUUUGUCUGAAAAGGUGUCUCCUCCGUGCAAUAUGGGGGGAAGCGUGGGUGCCUGCGAUGAAUAGCGUCUCUGCGUUGUGCCCGGGGCCCUGGAAAGGGACCACGACGAAAAGAGUCCGCUUAAAAUAAACAUGGAUCGCGACAGUAAUUAAGGACAACAUCCCUCUUGGAGAGGGUUGGACUAGAUGACCCUCGGAGCACUUUGCAAUUCUGUGAUUCUUGCUUGCUCUGGGAGUAGAAGGCUAUCACAUCUUGAUCUACCUGUGGCACCUUCCCCUUCCAGAAAACGGUUAUAUUUUCUUAGUGCGACAUGCACUGUGAUGAAAAGUUGUGUCCUGUCUUUCCUCUGUGCAAUUAUGUGGCAAAGGAAAAAGAAUACGCCAGCAUAAUAUUUCCCUUCGCUGGAUGUGGUAAGGCUAAGCUGUAACUUCUUGUUCUACCUGAGGUGGCACUUGCCUUGGUGCCAUAUAUCCUCUCCUGUUGAUGAUGUAGGUGUUAGACUUGCAGUGGGUGUGUAAUUCCUUUGCGUUCUAGACCAGAAAUUUUUCUGUUGGUGGUGUUCUCUGUGUAACUCGGGCAAGAAACUGUUCUGCCUGUCUUCCCCCACAAUUUUAUUUCACCAGGCUUGCUCUUCCUUGGGUGUAAGACAAGAUCACAUUAGGAGACAGCUCUGUACCUCUUCACCACAGUAUUUCCUAGAGGUGCGUGAAAUGCAUAAUUUCCAUUGGUGAUCUCCUGGGAUCGGAUGGGAUGACAAUUCCCAUCUCUUUGUAGUGGAUCAAUGUGGAAAAUCCCUUUUCCUUUCUGAAUAAAAUGAAUUGGAUAAGGAUCUGAAACAUAUCUGCCUCUGCAGACAACCCCCCUUCCCAGUUUGAAUGAGAUUAAAAAAGAGGGACAGUAUUUUUCCUUGUGCUGGAGUGAAUUGAGGAAGAUGGUGGAAUUAGUGUUUGCUUUUCUUCAUGCACUAGCCCCAUGUGAUUUAUUUGCAGUGCCCUUUUGCAUAAUUUGUGAGCUUGCUAAAGAGCUUCCUGCUCUUGCUUUGGUAAUGGGUCAGUUGAGAAUUUGUAAAUCAGGGUACAAGAAGACUGAAUGCUAUCUGUUACAGUAAGAAGUAAAUUGCAGGGAAAUGUUUACUGGAUUAUCUCAGUGCAAACAUGAGAAGUGUAUUGUAUGCUCCUGUUACUUACUUCUGGAGACAGAUUUCUUAAUCACAUUUAUCCUGAAGUAAUUGGUUUGAAAUCUUGUUAAGGAGCAGGCCAUUCAAACAGCUUUCUCCACACCCACCCAUAUCCUUUUUCCUGUAGCCAAAAAUGAAAUGUUAGCCCUUUAAAAUACAGUCAUUGUGGCAUUUCAGGCAAGAGAAUAGUUGAAUCAAAAUACUAUUGAGAGAGAAAAUUGAAAUUGGUAGUGCAUAUUAUGAAGUCAGCAUCCUUUGUCUUUUAUGGUUGCCUCUUUUUUAUUUUAAUAGGAAUCUUUACAGAGUCUCCUAUCUUGGAGCUCAAACAAAGAUUCGUAACUUAUUUCUCAUAUAACUCUUUUAAUUGAAGAAUAUGUAAAUUAUUCAUGUUCAGAAACAUGGAAAAUUCUUUUGGCUUUGAUUUUUUUCUUGAAUGAUUAUGCCUGGAGUACAAUUCAUUUAUAGCUUCUAUACAUUUUCAAAGGCCUUCAUCAAGAAAAUCAGAUGAAACGGAGUAGUCCUUUCUUAUUUAGGAGUAUUUUCUAGGUUUCGUAGCAUUUAGUUUUGAAUGUUUAAUGAUUAAAUAAACCAGGAUCUUUGUGUGUUGGUUUGUAAUACAGAAGUAUAUUUGUCAUGUCACCAAAAAUAGUUAAAGACCAGUAUCAAAUGUUGGCAAAACAUGGUGUGAUCUGGUUUUUACUAGUUCUUUGGAGGAGAGUUGUCAUGGAACUCUUGGUGAAAGGCAACAGUCUCUUUUUUUUCAUGGUUGCAUUUCCGCGAAAACAUAAUUUGAUAUUCUUUAAAAAUCACUCCCCCACCAAGCCUGCUUCUAUAGAUGUAAUUUGUUUAGAUUUAGAAUCAUGGCACUGGAAGAAAAUUGAAAUUCAUCUGUGUCUUAUACAACAUUAACCCAGAAUGAAUGCCACCUCCUAUACACAGCUGCAAUCACCAACUCAAGGUUAGGAUUCUGUUUUCACCUGUAGCUGAUUUUUUAGGUUUAAAGCUACAUUUUUUACCCAUUGGCAUCCUGCUUGUAAGUACAAGGUAUUUUCUGCUUUACAUAGCCCCUACAGUGCAGGCCUCCCUGCAAAUGUGUCUUGAAAACUCUUCCGUGCCGGACUGCCUUUCCUUGGCAAUGUCUAUGCCACUGAAUCAGACUCCCUGCUUCCGUCAACAUUUUUUUUACUUCACAGUAUACGUUAAUGUAUCUCAUCUCAUGCCAACUGUGAAACACUUAAAAUACAUAAAUUUGACAGUACAGUAUUAAGAGAACUUAAUAUAGAUCAGUUAUCUUGAGUAUGUGUCUGUAGUAUACGGUAACUCCUGUACUCUUGGCAGCUUCCACCAUGUUUGAUACCUCUAACAGACUGGUCCAUGCAUAAGGAGAAAACAGGAGGUACUACAGUAUUUUAAUAAAUAAGCAUAGGUGCUUCCAGGAUUAGGAAGAUUUGUAGGGAACUUGACUCAAAUAUUAAAAACCAAGCAAACAGCCCAUCCUUCAGAAGAUAGGAGUUACCGGUCCUUUACCAUUACUGUACCUUUUACCUGUACCAAAUCCCAGAGUGAUUGUUUUGAUCUAAGUUCAUAAGUUAUCUGCCUGUAUUUAGUUUUAUUAUAUCUGCUGCCACUUUCUGUGGAUACUUUAUUGUGACUUUCAGUUUUGUUGGCCUUAAUACAAUACUGCUGAAACAGACAUGACAGAGGAAAUCAGUGAAGACCUCCCAAUACUUUGUUUGGAAUGAACUGCUAUAUUCUGAUGUAGUCUAAAAGUGAUUUAGCACUCUCAGUGGUGAACCUUGAAUAAGCAGAUAUUUCAGAUUUAUUACCAAGUAUACAUGGAAAGUAACAGGGAACAAGUAACAGGGAAAAGUGAAUCCAUUUAAGUAGCCUGAACUGUCUAGUUCUUUGAUAAUAAAAGUCCAUAAUAAGAACCUCUAUGUAAAUUUCUGAUUAGCUACAUUGGCCAUUUAUAGCAGAGAUGCAGCUUCUUUUACCAAUGAUCCAAAAACCAAUCUGUGAAGAUUCUGAUUUUUACGGGUCUCACACUGUAGGGGCCCCAGAAGGACAAUUGCUCCAGGCACAAAAUUCUGAAGGGCACAACCAGGUGCUCCCACAACAGGCUCCCUCAUCAAGGCCGGGUGGUUGAGCUGCUGCCACAGUCCAGAGAUGUGGGGAGGCAAGCUGCACCCAAGCUGGGCCUUUGGGAUUGGGGCAGCAGUGGUGCCUCCCCGUGGCUGUCAAAGGGACGCCUGAGCACAUGCCCCACCCUAGGCCGGCUAAGAGGCGAGUUUGGGCCGGCUCAGCCAGCCUUUCACUCGGUCACACGCGCUCCCGCAGCAUGCAGGCAUCUCACUUUCUCAGCCUUGGCUUCACCUCCAUCCAGUGGGUGACAAGCAGAGAGAAACUGAGAGAGGUAGUCUCACUCAGCUCAGUUACUUGGAAGCCCCGCUCGCAUUAGGUACCUGCUAUGCUGAGGUGUGGUGCAGCCUAGCUCUGAGGCAGUGUCCCAGCCACUGAAGAAACAACAACAGAGUGCUCUUCUUGCCUUUUGCUGUUGGGCAGACAGGGAAGGGGGGUGGGGAGCCAGCAGCAAAGGCAGUGCUUUGGGGCUAUUGCUCCAGUUAAGCAACAGUUGCUUGGGGCUUUACUCUGAGGGAGGCUGGGUGAGGAGGGCGGCAGGGGCUGGAGGGCGGCAGGGGUGGCCUCUGGUAUUUCAGGGUGUAGGAGAAUAAGCAGCUCUUCAACAUGGCACGCAGCAGUGGCAGAGACCUCCACAAGGGCAUGUACUUGGUGCUGCACACUGCCUUGCCGUGCACCUCCUCAGCCACUGCUAUUGUGCUCUUGGCCAGCUCACCCAGCAUCUCCAAUACUGACCCACUGCCCCAGCCUGUCCCCUCUGCUGGAUUGAGACUCUCUUACACUACCUUUUCCUCUCCCCACUUCUUCUUUCUUGCCCCCCCCAUACUUUACACACUUAAUGGUUUGCGGGGUGCAAUACUUGUCUUGCCCUGGGCACUGGCAACACACCCUCCACCACGGGUCUCAGAUUCCCAUAAAAAUGUAGAACUUCAUUCUUGGAGUUGGUCUACUUGUGGUUUAAUGUCAGUUGACUGGCAUAGUCGCUGCCAUGCCCACAGCUCUGCAGCUUGCAGCAGCUUGGGGUGUGCGAUGAAGAAGAAUGCAGCUUUGCAAUGGCAGCUCCCAGGCCAACACAGUGAAGCAGUCGAGCUUGGACCUGUCGUCACUUGCCAAUGGUAGGACUGGCAGUUAAUUAAAAUACGGCUUAAAAUACAGCUUAAAAUGCAGCCUCGUUUUAGUAGCAGACCAUAAAUCAAGACCAUAAAGGGAAAAACAUCAGAUAUUCACCCGAGCCAGCUAUCCAUUCUGGUCCUACAUGGGCCAAGGGAAAAUUUAUAUACCAAAUCCCAUAUAAGGGGCCAGAGUGAGUCAAAGGCCAGGUGGAACAGCUCCAUCUUGCAGGCCCUGCGGAAAGAUGUCAAAUCCCGCAGGGCCCUGGUCUCUUGUGACAAAGCGUUCCUCCAAGUCGGGGCCAGGGCUGAAAAGGCCGUGGCCCUAGUUGAGACCAAUCUAACCUCCUUGAGGCUCGAGACCCCCAAAGUGGUGUUAUUUAUGGACCUUAAGGUCCUCCGCGGGGCAUACCAGGAGAGGCGGUCCCGUAGGUAUGAGGGUCCUAGGCCGCAUAGGACUUUAAAGGACAAAACCAGCACCUUAAACCUAACCCUAUACUCCACCGGGAGCCGGUGCAGCUGGCUGGAUGAAUGUGAUCCCACGACAAGGACCCCGUAAGGAGCCUCACUGUGGCAUUUUGCACCUGCUGGAGUUUCUGGUUCAGCUUCAAGGGCAGCCCCGCGUAGAGCGAGUUACAAUAAUCAAGCCUGGAGGUGACUGUUGCAUGGAUCACUGGGGCCAGAUCAGGGCAAGAAAGGUAAGGGACCAACUGCUUAAUACGGCGGAGAUGGAAAAGUGCCACCUUUGCUGUGGCUGCAACCUGCGCCUCCAUAGAAAGGGAGGCGUCAAAAGUUACACCCAAACUCUUGACAGAUGGCACUGACACUAAUUGAGCCCCCGCAGAGAUGGGAGUUGGCCCUCAAACCCAUGUCGUCCCAACCCAGCCAGAGGACCUCUGUCUUUGAAGGGUUUAACUUCAACCGGCUCCCACGCAGCCAUCCAGCCACAGCUUCCAAGUGUCUGGUCAGAGUCAGGGCGGCCGUCCAUCAACAGAAAAAGCUGGGUGUCAUCAGCAUAUUGAUGACAAUCCAGCCCAAAACUCCGGACAAUCUAGGCAAGGGGGCACAUAAAGAUAUUAAAUAGCAUCGGGGGAAGGAUUGCACCCUGUGGCACUCCACACACCAAGGAGUGCCGUGACGACAACUCCUUCCCUAGCGCCUGUUAAACCAGGUUCAGUCCCAUUGCUCUUUUUCUGCUGAUAGCAACAUUUCCUGGUUUAGCAGCUUGGGAAUUAAGCAUAAAAAAUGGGCCUUUAAUUUCUUUCAAGACAGGUGCCUGUUGUACUAUAUCAGCAAGAGGGAACCUGUUCAGUAUUAAUAGCACAUUUGCCAUAAUAGCAAGUGUGCACAUGUUAUGUGAUUUAUGAUUCACAUAAAAAUUAAUUAUCAUUGGAGAUGUACAAGCUCCACUGCAUCAAGCUCAAUCUUGUUAGGAUGCCUUGAAACCCUUAAAUUGGUUGCACCAUAGACAUAAUUAGACAUCAUACCAAACCAUGGCUUGUAUUUUCUUUAGUUUAGAAUCCAAAUACAGUGGUACCUCGGAUUAAGAACUUAAUUUGUUCUGGAGGUCCGUUCUUAACCUGAAACUGUUCUCAACCUGAAGUACCGCUGGGGCCUUCUGCUGCUGCCGCGCCGCUGGAGCACAAUUUCUGUUCUCAUCCUGAAGCAAAGUUCUUAACCCGAGGUACUAUUUCUGGGUUAGUGGAGUCUGUAACCUGAAGUGUCUGUAACCUGAAGCGUAUGUAACCUGAGGUACCACUGUAAACAUUUGGGUUUCCAAACAGAAGAAACUGUAGUUUGAUACUUUUUUCUGUAUGAUCAGCAUUCAAAUCUCUAGGUGCAGCAGCCUCUGGAAAGAAAGCAGUGGCUCUCUGGUAUGUCAGUUCAGUCAGCAUGAUAACCCAUAAAGGUAAAGGGACCCCUGACUGUUAGGUCCAGUCGCGGAUGACUCUGGGGUUGCGGCGCUCAUCUCGCUUUAUUGGCCGAUGGAGCUGGCAUACAGCUUCCGGGUCAUGUGGCCAGCAUGACUAAGCCGCUUCUGGCGAACCAGAGCAGCGCACGGAAACGCCGUUUACCUUCCCGCUGGAGCGGUACCUAUUUAUCUACUUGCACUUUGACAGGCUUUCGAACUGCUAGGUUGGCAGGAGCAAGGACCAAGCAACGGGAGCUCACCCCGUCGCGGGGAUUCGAACCGCCGACCUUCUGAUCGGCAAGUCCUAGGCUCUGUGGUUUAACCCACAGCACCACCCGUGUCCCCAUGAUAACCCAUAGAUAAUGCAAAAUAAAACCAUGGUUCUGGUUUGCUAGCCAGUCACAAAAAUGGCUGCCAAUUCAGACAUUGCAGUAAACCAAAAUUAGCCUUCUUAACCAUAGUUUGGUAUGUUUUUUGACUUGAGCCAAUGAAGCAAAUUUCUCAUGGUAAACAGACUGCCCCCAUGUGUUUGAAGUUUAUUUUUCGAAAGCAAGAAAGCUAGAAAUCCAUAGUAAACAUAAAAUGAGGCUCUGAGUUUUAGGCCAUUCUUGGAAACAUGUAUUUAGAGCAACAUACUUAUAUUUGACUCCAGAAACAUAAUGAUUGAGUGGCUACUUGAAUUAAUUGUCUAUUUCAAGGUAAAUGCAUUCAAAUGUCAAAAAUGGAUCAGUUGCAGUAUUUUAUGUGGGUAAUAUUCUUAAGGUUUUGUUCAAAUGUGUAAUGCAUGGCACUUGAGGUUUUGGUAAACACAUGUUGAGAUACAUAUUCACAUUCAGCUGGCUUUUAGCUAAGGAAAUAAAAAUAUAUCUAAAUAACUUUUCAGUAUGAUAGGCUAAGUUACACAAAGCAGAAGAAAUUUAGUCUAGUGACACAUUAAAUACUGACUUAUUUUAUUGUUGCAUAAGUUUUUGUGAGCCUGACACCAUUUUACAAGGUACAUGAAGAAUUCUCUCUCUCUCUCUCUCUCUCUCUCUCUCUCUCUCUCUCUCUCUGUGUGUGUGUGUGUGUCUAUACAGUAUAUCUAUAUAAAAUAUUUGCACACACUGAAUAUUUGUAUCCCAUCCUGGAAAGAAGUAUUAAAUACAUGUCCCCUCUUUUCCCACCACACAUUUUAUCUUCAUAGCAAUUCCAUGAAGUAGGUUAGACUGAGAGAGAGUGACAGGCUAGGAUCACCCAAUGACCUUAAUGUCUGGUUGAGAUUUAAACCUGGGUCUUAUAAAUCUUCCCAUAUACAGCACAUACCCUUUUUAUAGGCAGUUCUUUCAAGAACGUAUGUGAAUAUUCUAGAAAAAUAUUUCAUGUUUGACCUGGUCUUCCACAAUUUAGUGACGGUAAGACUCCUAAAUAUUAGAAGAGGUUUUCUGGUUUAGACCAAAAGUGCAUCUCACCACACUGAUUUUAUACUGUCAACAUACUGGUCCAUCUAGUCCAAUAUUGUCUACUCUAAGGGUUGCCAAGUUUUUUAAAUCAGAAGGCGCAUUUUGAAUUUUGAGAAAGUGCUGUGGGCGCCAGCCACAAAAUGGCUACCAUGGUCAUGUGGCAUAACACAGGGUCCGAAGAAAUACAGUCAUUGCUCCUCUCCCUUACUGGAUAUCCUUAUACUUGUUAUGGGAGGUCACCUAUGUCCUGCUGAUCCUGAUUGUGGAAAUUUCACUAUUUUGAUCCCUGCCCAUUACUUUUGCUGUAAUAACGGAACAUUUCCCAGUACCAGGAAAAAAUAUACAGGAUGGCCACACUUUCUCUCAUUCAAAUACACAUUCAUUGCACUUGUACAAACCAGACACACAUACAUCUCUCUCUCUCUCUCUCUCUCUCCCUCUCCCUCUCCCUCUCCCUCUCCCUCUCCCUCUCCCUACACAUAUAUGUGAACACACACUUCACAUAUAUACAGUCACACAUGCCUAACUGCAUUUCCAUCAAAACACAGAGUAUACUUGAGCACCCCUACAUGCUCACACAUUCUAAAAAGCCCCUCCAUGAGUGAAGGAACUGCUUGCUGUUAAAAUAAUAAUAAUUGUAAUGUAACUGGCUCAUUUAGCCACAUGUGGUUAUUUGGCAAUGCCCCAAAGCUGGGCUGGCCCACCCCUAAGGCAACUUCCUUGGUUAGCUUCCUGCUUAUGAUGUAUAUAUAAAAAAGAUUUAUCCACCACCAUGUUGAAUCACAGAAACGAAACAGCUUUACAUACCUAUUGUCUACAGUAAUGUAGAUUUGGCAACCGUUUUGGUUUGUUGGGUAUGACCCUAAAGCCAUUUUUACAUUGCAAGUUAACUUCCUUUUACACCUGUUCUUUUCCUCAUUCUAGUACUCCUGUAUCAUUAGUUUGUUCUGAGCCAGUUCCCCUGUGCCUAGGUUUGCAUGUAGAAAACGGAGUGAUUCUGGAUAAAUCAGCAGUGUGAGGAGAGAUGUAUAAAUAGACACCUCUCAGGUUGCCUCUGGUAAGUUGCUCCAAGCAAGCAGUCAAGGAAGCUUUAGAAAAAAUGGUGUGGGUGUUUCUCUUAGGUUACAAAUGUCUAACAUAAAUAUGUUGAAUAACAAAGUUGGUAGCAACUUUUAUGCAGUUACUUUCAUGACUGCUACCUCUGUUUAGUUUUGUAACCUGGCAUCAAAGUAGUAUUGUGCUGUAUUCAACUAAAUAGUUAUGUUAACAGAAACUAGCACAAUUCCUGCUAGUGCAAUGGAACUUCCCCAUUAUUCUCUCCCCUGCCCCCCAUUCCCCUAUGCCCUCCCCAGAUCUAUCCCAGAGGGUUGGGACAGUACCUUUUUGCAAGGGGUGAGAGGGGAGAUUAUUCUAUCAGACCAGCAGAAAUGCUUAUACUUACAGGACAAUUUCUUUAGUGCCAUAUUGAAUACAAUGCAAUCACCAUAACAAGCAAAACACUUUAAAGAAUUUGUAAUAUUAACUUUACUUUAUGGCUAUAAACAGUGAUCAUAGUGUGUCUUUUUCAAAGUUCAGCUGUUUGACUACAGUCCAGUCGAAAAAACCAUAGCUACAGAAAACAUUAUUAAUAUCAUACAAUUUUUAAUGGUGUCUUUUAUCACUAGUUGAGAUUUUGGGGACUUAAUGCUAAACUGUAGUUUAUCAUUGCAUGAAUGAGUCUCAGCAGGAACCGGGCUCACACCAUCCCUUCUUCCCCCCUCUGACACAACUAUGUGGAAGAGAUUGGAUGUUUCCAUGUUUAAGCUAACUAGAGUUCCUGAUUAAGAUCCAAAUUUGGGGAACUUUGGUUAGUUUUAAACAAGCCAGGAUCAAACUCUGGUUUAUGAUCUGGUUGGUUCUCAAACCGUAGUUUGAAUCGGCCUUCCUUGCAUUUGAACUGAUAGGAGUGAUAGAAAAACUGGACAGACCUCUAUAUUCUGUGAAAAGCGGGAUGUGAAUGAAGACACCACUCAAUCCAGACAAGACAGAUCCACUAAUAAUUAGGAAUUCAGGGGUCUGAGGAAGUGGUACACAGCCUUUUCUAGAUGAGGUUGGCACUUCCUCUUAAAGAGCAGGUUUGUAGUUCAGAAGUACUGUUAAGUUUGGCUGUUAACGCUGAAUGUUCACAUUUCUUCUGGGGGAGAAAGCUCUUGUGUGCCAGCUACAAGUUUAUUACCAUGAUCUAUGUUCUUGUAAGAUCCAGGGUAAAUGAUCUGCAGUGCAUUAGGCUCAAAACUGUUUGAAAACUUCAGCUGCAUCAGAACAUGGCAUCUAGAUAACUGUCCAUAACAAGUUAGUCUGAACAUAUUUUACCUGUAGUAAAAGGACUUCCCAUUUAAGCAUCCAAAUAAAAUAAACAUUUUUCUGCAAUUGGUCAGUAUUUUAUCAGCUUCAUUCAUAUAUAUAUUGCCCUUAGAAAUGAACAUGGAUGUUAAGUGUGUGUGUGUGUGUGUGUGUGUGUGUGUUUAUUCCACCCUCUGUAUACAGCAACUUAUAAAAGUUGUUGUAUACAGUUGUUGUAUAUAAAAGUAAUUCAGCUAUCCCAGCAAUCCUCUGGCCACCAAGCCACUCUGCUUUCCUUUCAUGUCUUCUUCCUUCCUCCUUGAUCCUCUUCCACUUCUGUUGCCUUCUCCUGGCUGUCCAUCACAAUCUCCAGUCGUGGACCCUUCAACCAUAUAGCCAGCUCCUAGCCAUAUAUACACUUAUUCUAGCCACUCUAGUCCAAACCCAGCCAAAUUCAAAACUUGUACCCACCAAUCAGAACAUGCGGAACUUCUCAUAGGUUUGAUUGCAUCAUAGGUAGAAACCUAGUUUGGAACUACAUUGAAUGAAAGCUUAAAUUAGGAGAAAUUGUACUUUCUUUAUACUUUUAUACCUUAUACUUUCCAACAUUUUGUUAUAGAAAGGUUGUCCUUUUCAAGUGAGCCAUUAUGAUAAUACCCUUGUUCUCACACCAAAGUUCACUGCCCUAGUGCCUCUGUCUUCCCCAUAGCUGUCAAGUGUCCCUUAUUUGAAGGGACAGUCCCUUAUUCCAGCGCCAUGUCCCGCUGCUGUCCCUUAUUGAUGGAUGUCCCUUAAAUGUCCCUUAAAUGAUGUCCCUUAAAUUUCAAAGGAAGCAGCUCCUCUCCCUCCCUCCCUCCCUGCCAGCCAGGGAGGAUGGAGGCUCCAACUGUGUUGCUUGGCUGUGUUGCUCACCCAAUAAGAAGUCUAAGAAUGACUGGGGGGUGGAGCUUGCAUGCCUUGUGUGUGGCUAGUUAAUGCAAGCUGAGGGGGUUUUGAAUGCUGGACGCCAUUUUGUUGCACGUGCUGCUGCAAACUUUGCAGUGCAAAGCCAGGCCGGGAGCCAUCUUAAGUUGAGGCUGCAUAGGCCUUGUGGUGCAUGUGAUUCAGAUUCUAUUCAGUUGAACCUCUGGUUACAAAGUUUGUUGGACAGUGUUCUCGAAGCUACCAGCAUGAGUUUGACCAGAUUGCAGAAGGACAGGAAGACUGGAGUCCCUGGAACAGGUGAGGCUGCAGGUCCCUUAUUUUGGCUGCCGGUCCCUUAUUUUCAAGGCUGCUGGUCCCUUAUUUUCAAAUCUGUAAGUUGACAGCUAUGGUCUUCCCUUGUAUGUCAUACAUUGCUUGAAGACUUUAUCUACCCACUUUAUUUCUUUACUCAGCAAGAUAUUGUCUACCAUAAAACUUUUAUUGUUGUCAUCCUCCUGCCUUGAGACCUUGUGGUGAAGGGUGGGUAAGGAAUAUAAUUAAAUAAAGAAACUGAUUGCAGGGGGAAGGGAAGCUGACAAGAGCCGAGGAGGGUCUGGUUUCGAUUAUAUCUUCCCCAUGGGAUGAAGGUGAAAAAAAUAAUGAGUAUUCAAAUUGGGAAGAGGUAGAAUUUAGCAUUGACAUAUGCUACAGAUUUAGAGAGGCUAGAGCGCUAUAGGCUAAAGUUCAAGUACCAAGGACACUUGGUGAAAGAUACUACAGUAUAUAUAAGUGUUUAUUUGCUAAUGCUAGAAGCUGCUGAGUCAAGAUAAAUGAACUGGAGUGCUUUGUCUGAGAGGACAACAUAGAUAUGAUGGGCAUAACAUAAGCCUGAUGGAAUAUAUUAAUUAUAGUUGAUCCUCUAGAGACCGACAACAAAAGUAAAAUAGCUGGUGUCUGUUUUUAAAAUGCGAGGCUAGCACACAGAGAGCCCCAGUAGCAGAAUAUUAAGUCCCAUCAUUAGGCAGAUUAAUGAAGCACAGGAAUAGGCUAUUAAACCUUAUUUAUUCUGUUUGUUCAGCUGCAUAAGGCAGCUGACCCCCUUUAACCCCCUUUUCAAUAAAUACACUACAGACUGCAAAGUAAGUUUGAAAUGCUUUACUUACAGUUUCUUAGUCUCAGACAUGCAUUUUCCUUACACAGCAGCAAUAAAAUAAUGCAUGUAAAACACUCUUAGUAGAAAUACAGCAAUUAUAGCUUCAGAGCCUGGAACAGGGGUCAGCAAACUUUUUCAGCAGGGGGCCGGUCCAUUAUCCCUCAGACCUUGUGGGGGGCCGGACUUUUUUUUGGGGGGGGGAUGAACGAAUUCCUAUGCCCCACAAGUAAUCCAUAGAUGCAUUUUAAAUAAAAGCACACAUUCUACUCAUGUAAAAACACGCUGAUUCCCGUACCUUCCGCAGGCCGGAUUUAGAAGGUGAUCCGGCCCCCGGCCUUAGUUUGCCUACCCAUGGCCUGGAAGGUACCAGGCUCGUCUGUCUCCAUGGCUUGCAGUGAAAGGGGUGGGGGACACUGGAAACAGGCUUCACUUCCUUCCUCUCAAGAGAAGAGGAGGCAUGACUCUACUGAGCCUAUUCUAGCAGUAAGAACUCAGUGGUCCUUAACUCAUUCACAUACUAACUAGGAAAUAUGUAUUGUUAGGUUCGUUUGCUAAAAUCUCGCACACAGAAGAGGAAACUUCCUAAAAAUGAGGCUGUGGAAGUUGAAAGCCAAAGUCAAGAGGGUCUAAUCUCUCCAAAAUAUUUGGGGUUGUUUAAAAUCACAAUAUUAGAAGCUCAGCUAGACUGUAUACAACAGAUCAGGAAAGGAACCACCAAGACCAAGAAAAAUGUAAGUCUUGUCCAAAUGAGAGAAACAGAACACAGACUUUGAUAAAAGAAAUACAAACAAGCAAUAGGUAAAGGUACCCCUGCCCGUACGGGCCAGUCGUGUCCGACUCUAGGGUUGUGCGCUCAUCUCACUUAAGAGGCCGGGAGCCAGCGCUGUCCGAAGACACUUCCGGGUCACGUGGCCAGCGUGACGAAGCUGCUCUGGCGAGCCAGGACCAGCGCAGCACACGGAAACGCCGUUUACCUUCCCACUAUAAAGCAGUACCUAUUUAUCUACUUGCACUUGGGGUGCUUUCGAACUGCUAGGUGGGCAGGAGCUGGGACCGAAAGACGGGAGCUCACCCCGCCGCGGGGAUUCGAACCGCUGACCAUACGAUCGGCAAGUCCUAGGCACUGAGGUUUACCCACAGCGCCACCCGCGUCCCAUUAAACAAACAAUAAGGUAUGCUAAAAAAGAAUUUGAGGAACAUAUUGCUAAAAGCAUGAGGACACCACCAACUUUAAGAAAUAAUAAUAAUUGGGAGACCCGCUAGGGAGGUGGCUGGAUGUUUGAAUGGCAACUGAGUCAAAGGUAUGCUAAAGGAGGAAAAUAAGAUUUGCAGAGAAGCUGUGUGUUUCCGGGUCUCAUUCACAAAGUAAAAACUGACAAAUAACCUGGUCCUGAUGGCAUCAACUCAAGAACUCAGAUGUGACAUUUCUGAUCUUAUAUCAAAAAUAUGUAACUUGCCUCUAAGAUUAGCCUCUGUACUGAGGACUGGAAGGUGACCUGUGUAAUGCCACUUUUUUAAAAAGGAUCUGGGGGUGAGGAGGAUCUAAGAAAUGACAGAUUUCUUAGUUCUAGAAAAACUGGUGGAAAACAUUGUUAAAGAUAAUAUUACAAAGCAUUUUGCUGAGCAGAAUCAGAAUUGCUUCUGCAAAAGAAAGGGCUUAUCCACACUUGCGUUUUGCCCUGCUCUUUCCAGGCAGAGGUCUAUGCUUUAAUGCUCCAUGUCUGAGCCAUUUUGUUUUUGGUUUUUGUGCUGAGCUUUCCCCAUAAAAACCAGCCCUUUAAAGUUGAAUAAUAGUAAACGUUAAUUUCGGUUUUCCACAGAUUGAUGUUUGCUCCAAUUGAACUUUAAAGAGCAGGUUUUUGCAGGGAAAGCUCCAGAGCAAAAAAUAAUAAUAAUAAAAAAAUAAUAAUAAAAAUAAUAAUAGACACGGAGCUUUAAAUUGCAUACCAUGUCUGGAAAGAGCAGAGAAAAGAUAAUUUUGGAUAAGCCCUUAGUUCUUUCUUACUAACCUCUUAGCAUUCUUUGAGAGUGCCAAUUAGUACAGCAUAUAGAUGGUGAUCCAGUUGACAAUGUGUACUCUGAAUACCAGAAAAUGUUUGAUAAAGUCCCUCACCAGACUCUUGAGUGAGCUUGUCAGUCAUGGGAUAAGAGGAGGGACACUCAUGGAACUGGCUAAGAAACAAGAAGCAGGGAGGAAGAAAAAAAUAUUCAGUUAUUCCAGCUGAGGGAUAUGGAAAAUGGAGUCUCCCAAGUACAGUGGUACCUCUAGUUGCAGACUCAAUCUGUUCCGGGGUGCCGUUUGCAUCCCGAAAAGUCUGCAACUAGAACGCCGCUUCUGCACACACGCGUGGCACAAUAGAGCACUUCUCUGCGAAGCGCGCAGAUCGUUUCUGCACAUGCGUGCGUGGCGAACCCGGAAGUAAACACUUCCGGGUUUGCCACGUUCAUAACCCGAAAAGACGCAACAUGAAGCAGACACAACACAAGGUAUGACUGUAUUGGUAUUGAGACCCGUGCUUUUUAUCUUGUUCAUAAACAAUCUAGAGUUGGCAGUGAGAAGUGAGGUACGCAGGUUUGCUGAUAGUGCCAAAUUAUUCAGGGUGGUUAAAACAAAAAGGGAUUGGGAGGAGUUCCAAAAGGAUUUCUCCAACCUGAGAGGAGGGCCAUUAAAAUGGCAAAUGUAAUUCUAUGUAAGGAAGUAUGAAGUGAUUGAUGCACAUUGGGACACCUCUCCCAAUUUCACAUAUACAUUCAUAGGGUCUGAACUGGCAGUGGCUGACUGGGAACGAAACCUUGGGAUCAUAGUGGAUAGUUUAAUGAAUAUGUUGAUCCUAGUAUGAGGGAGCUGUGAAAAAAGCAAAUUACUUACAUGCUAGGGAUCACUAGGGAGGGGAUUGAGAAUAGAACUGCCAAUAUCAUAAUGCUGCUAAACAACUAUGGUGUGACUACUACACCAACUAUGGUGUGAAUACUGCGUAUAGUUCUGUUUGCUUAACCUUUGGUUGCAAAAGGGCAACCAAUGCUCAAAGGGUUUGGAGCAUUGCUGCUGUGAGGAGAGGUCUCAACAUUUGAGGCAUUUUAGUUUAGGGAAAAGGCAGGUAAGUGGGGACAUGUUAAAAGGUAAAGGACCCCUGACAGUUAAGUCCAGUCGCGGACGACUCUGGGGUUGCGGCACUCAUCUCGCUUAACUGGCUGAGGGAGCCGAUGUUUGUCCACAGUUUUUCUGGGUCUUAUGGCCAGCAUAACUAAGCCGCUUCUGGCGAAACCAGAGCAGCGCAUGGAAACGCAGUUUCUUUUCCCGCCAGAGCGGUACCUAUUUAUCUACUUUCACUUUGAUGUAGUUUUGAACUGCUAGGUUGGCAGGAGCUGGGACCGAGCAACGGGAGCUCACCCCUUCACGGGGAUUCGAACCACCGACCUUUAGAUCGACAAGACCUAGGCUCAGUGUUUAAGACCACAGCGCCACCCGCGCCCAGAGGGGGACAUGUUAGAAGUAUAUAAAAUAGUGUGGAUUAAGUGGACAGAGUGAAGUUUCUCUUUCAUAAAACUAGAACUUGGGGCAGUCCAAUGAAAUUGAAAGCUAGAACAUUCAGGGCAGGUGAAGUCCUUAUUCACACAGAGCAUAGUGAUACUAAGAAAUUUAUUCCCACAAGAUGACGUGAUAGACACCCACUUGGAUAUCUUUAAAAGAGGAUUAGACAAAGGGCUAUUGUGAAGGACAGACCCUGGCUCCGCCUCCUGAGUGGAGUUUCAGCCAAUCAGGAAAGUAGGCAGUUAGAACUGUUAGACAGGUCAUAACUGUCUCCAGGAGCCCAGAUGGGGCAGGAGCCUAGAUAGGGCAGGAACCCAGAUGGGGCUUGUCUGUCAGAAUCCCAAUCUGGGCUCCUGCCCUUUCUUGUGAAGAUCCUAGAAGGGGCUGAGAGUUUUUUUUCUCCUAGAAUAAGAGUAAUUUCCAUUCCUUUCUAGGAGGAAUGAGUAUUUAGAGCAGUGGUGUAGCGUGGUAGUGGGGCCGUGGGCGGGGCACAGCGCCAUAGUGAUCUCUGCCCACUGCAGCAGUUGGGGGGCCACGCCCUGCCCUGUCCUGGGCUGUUGUGUCCUUCUCAUCGCCCUCCAGCUUGGGGGGUGGCUGAGAAGGAUGCAACAGGCAUGGGCCUGGCCCUUGCGAGCCCAGCACUGCUUUUGCGAGCUGCGCUGCUUGCAGGGAGGGCACCGUGAGCUGUUGCAUCCUUCCCACGACGCCCUCCAGCUGGGAAGCGGCUGAGAAGGAUGCAACAGGCAUGCUCGCAGGACCCGGGGUGCCUGCCUGUUGUGUCCUUCUGUCACCCCCCAGCUGGAGGACACCAUGAGGAGGACACCACAGCUCACGACACCCUCCCUGCAAGCAGCGCAGCUCGCAAAAGCAGUGCUGGGCUCGCAGGGGCCAGGGCCCAUGCCUGUUGCAUCCUUCUCAGCCACCCCCCAAGCUGGAGGGCGAUGAGAAGGACGCAACAGCUCAGGAUGGUGCAAGGCGUGGCCCCCCCAACUGUUGCAGUGGGCAGAGGUCACUAUGGCGCUGUGCCCCGCCCACGGCCCCACUACCACGCUACACCACUGCUCUGAAUAGACUCAUUCCUCCUAGAAUAGAAAUUGCUCUUAUUCUAGGAAUAAAAAGCUCCCGGCCCCCACGGUGUGCCCUGAUGCGGGUGUGCUGCUGAUGUUGCCUGCCCCGGGCGCAGGCAGGAAAUGCUCUGCCUCUGAUUCAGGGACAGGUUUAAGGUAAGAAUUUUAAGGAAGUUCUUCACUAUCUCUGUAAAGAGUGUCUAAAACAAUGUUGGUACCUUAUUAGAGUAACUAUUAAGCUAUACCUUUCAUUGAGGGGAAGUGUUCUAGCUUUCCCCCCAAAUGUGCCUCAUUCUUACUUUGAUCCUCUGGGUAACGGAUAAACGUUAACAUGGUUUCUCCUUGCCACACCUUGCUGCUGGCUACUAUUAAGAAGUGAUGACCCAUGCUGAUAAUAACAGACCUCUCAAGUGUUCUGACAGGGAGACUCUUAAGUUUUAAAACCACCCCAAAAUUGGAUCAUAUUUAUUGAUGGAAGAUGCUACAGCUGUCAGUGGUACUAGCGAUGAUGACUGAUGUGCCUCCACUGUCAGAGGCAGGUGUUGUACUCAGUUUCUGCUUGUGUGCUUUUUCAUAGACAUCUGGUUGGCCACUGUGAGACCAGGAAGCUGCACUAGAUGGUCUGCUCCAGCAGGGCUUUUCUUAUGUUCUUACAGUUUGCUAGUUUGAAUGCAGCUGCAAGCUAUGGUUUGUGCUAUGCAGUGGUACCUUGGUUUAUAACUUAAUCCGUUCCAGAAGUCCGUUCUUAAACCAAAGCGUUCUUAAACCAAGGUGUGCUUUCCCAUAGCAGCGGGGGACUCAAUUUACAAAUGGAACACACUCAACAGGAAGCGGAACAUGUUCUGCUUCCAAGGCAAAGUUCACAAACCAAAACACCUACUUCCGGGUUUGCAGCGUUCUUCAUCCAAGUUGUUCGUAAGCUAAGCCAGGCAUCCCCAAAACUCGGCCCUCCAGCUGUUUUGGGACUACAGUUCCUAUCCUCCCUGACCACUGGUCCUGUUAGCUAGGGAUGAUGGGAAUUGUAGUCCCAAAACAGCUGGAGGGCCGAGUUUGGGGAUGCCUGAACUAAGCUGUUCUUAAACCAAGGUACCACUGUAUUGUAUUGCUGAGGUUGAAGGCAGUGUGUGAACAUGAAGAACAGUAAAAGAUAAUCUAUAGUUCAGGGCAACUAGCAGUUGCUCAGCCAGUACAGAAGCUAGUUGGACUGAUGAAGCACUCUCGUUUGUGGGCCCCAAUAUACAAGGCAAUGAAGGCGGAGAUCACUUUCUUUAAUAAUCUCUUCCAAUAUGACUCUUUCUGUUUAAGAUCUUUAGUAGUGAUUUUUAAAAACAGAACGGUAACAUGAUCUUUUCUUUCAUGAAUAGGAACCUUUUGGACCGAGACACAUUUUCAAAAUCUGAUCCAAGUAAGUAUAACAUUUAUUUGUUAAUGAAAUUUUCAAUUUUCUAUUCACCUCUCACAAUGUUUUCUUUUAGAUUAAGAUGAAUUAUGCAAGGGACUGGAUGAAAGGUUAAUUAGCCAGUAAUCCUUAAUGAUAAUUUUUGCUACUGGUUCUUGUGUAAGUAAAUCAGUUUCCUGGUACUAUAAAGCCAGGGCUGCAAUGAAGCCAACCUUGCAUCCUUCUGAUAUGGAUUUUCCUUUACCACUAACAUUGAACAAUUCUUUUGAGUGAUGGAUGCAUAAAUAAAAACUGAAUAUUUGCUAAAUGAGGAGUUUAAAAUAGUUUCUGUUUGGAAAAUCAAGGAAAAUAAUGAACUUUGAAGAAAGCCUUGUUCUCUUCAUUGCUAGUAGACGUGCAUAUGCACUUUUCUUGGGCAUGGUAAAUAAACUAUAAGAGCCAACCUUUAAUAGCAGAAUAUUAAAUGUCUGGAAGACAAGGAGAUAUUUCCUCCAUUGUUCUUAAAUGGUUUCCCAGUUAGAAGGAUAUUGGUGAAAGAAGUGUCUUAAAAAAAAAAAGUUUUGUAACUUCAGCUGAUAGGGCUAAAAUAUUCUGUAGCUGUUAAACUUGAAACAGGUUUCUUCUACUUAUGGUUUGUUAGAUCUGAUGUAUAUGGUCAGGAAUAACAGCUAGACUGUAUGACAUAGUAUUCAAGUAAGACAGUGUUUGAAUGCUGGAUCUUAUUGUGAAGUUUCAUUAAACAUGAAGCACGAUCUCAGAUGGCUUAUAACUCCUAAAUGGACUUGGAUGUCUUAUGUAAUAUUUUAACGUUUGCCUAAUAUCUGUAGCAUUAUAGCUUUGAGUAUUAGUUGUAAUGGAAAAGUUAAACAGAACAUAUGAAAUUGAUCAAAUUCUUCUUUUUUGUCCCCACAGUCUGCGUUUUGUAUACCCAGGGUAUGGGAAAUAAGGAAUGGAGAGAGGUAAAGCUUUUUGUUGUUGCAUUUAUAUACGUAUAUAUAUGCAAUAUAUAUAUUGUUGCAUGCCACCCCAAUCUCAGAGCAGUGCGAGAUUACUAGUAACCCUAGUAAUCUUACCCAGGGUUCAUGUUUGCUUUGGAAUGAGGUACAGAAGAGACUGUGGUUCCAUUAUGAUGUAUGGUUCUAUUAUGAUGUAUGGUUUAUUUACACAUCUAUACAACCUGAGCCUGCAAUGGAGGGAUCACAGCAUUAACACCCCAAGAGGGUCUUACUUCCUCCGUAGUGAUAGCCUUGAACUCAAACAGAAAUUGAACAUUGCUCUGUCUGGCUUCCCAGCUUCUAGCUCAGGGGCCAGCAAACUUUUUCAGCAGGGGGGCCAGUCCACUGUCCCUCAGACCUUGUAGGGGGCCAGACUAUAUUUUUUGGGGGGGGAAAUGAAUGAAUUCCUAUGCCCCACAAAUAACCCAGAGAUGCUUUUUAAAUAAAAGCACACAUUCUGCUCAUGUAAAAACACCAGGCAGGCCCCACAAAUAACCCAGAGAUGCAUUUUAAAUAAAAGGGCACAUUCUACUCAUGUAAAAACAUGCUGAUUCCCAGACUGUUUGCGGGCCAGAUCUAGAAGGCGAUUGGGCUGGAUCUGGCCCCUGGGCCUUAGUUUGCCUACCCAUGUUCUAGCUCAUAUCACUCAACUCUCAAUGCUGCCCUUUGUCUUUCUAACUCCCAGGCAGUUCAGGGAAGGGGCCCACCCAUUUGCCCUCUGGUGCCUUUGUCUCUUCACAGCACAUUACCUAGGCUAUCACCUUAUCAGGAAGCUAGUCUGUCUUACCAGGAAUUAGAAGGGGGACUAGGCAUACCCCCCCCCAAAAAACCCCUCACAAUAUAAAGCAGUGCUUUUUUUGUACUGGUAGAAGGAAAAAGCUUGUAGCUUAGUUUCAAUAAAAAGUGAUAGCUCCAGGUUGUUAAUAUAGAGACUUGGGAUCACAUUUUUUUAAGAGCAAUGCAUACUGGGCUCAUUCACACAUCACACAGUAACAUAAGUAAUGAUUUAACAUGAAUGUGCUUAACUCACCUAUUUUGCUCUUCUCUGAUAAUAUGUGGGGGAAACAAACCAUGAUUCUUGACAUUAGUAUUAAGUCCAGUGCAGAGAUUGUGGGUACAGACUAACUAUGAUCUGUAGAGAGGAAUUGUUCUUGGCUUAAUUUGGUUUGUUUCUUAGACAUUCUAGUAGGGAGGAGCAAAGCAGGUGAGAUUGGUAUGUAUGGAUUACCUUGAUGCGUGAAUGAAGGUACUCUGUUCCCCAAUCCUUGUUAUACUACCAUAAUAUAAGUUUUCUUCUUGCAAGUCAUGUUUAUUUACUCUGAACUAAGACCCAUUGACAGCAGCACAAGUAAAUAUGUUCAGGUACAAAUGUGUAUCAUUGUAUUUUCUUUUUCAACGUAUUCAUGGUUUCCAAGGGUAAAGCCUCAAUUGUAAAAUUCAUCAAGAUGCCUGAAGGUAUUAUUUCAAAGCCUUCCAAUUUGGAGUUCCAGAAAUAUUAGUAUCAGCUGUAAAUUUAUUCAUUGGCUAUAUUUCUUGAUCCACCUAAGAGCUUGGAUUUGCAGCAUCUCUGGCAGUGACUUAGAUUAAUUACAUUUUCUGCACUGGCUGAAAAAGCCAGUCCUGGAUUGGCAGGACCUAUCAGUGGACAGUGGAUCUAUAGAUGCAGGGAGGUAACAUCUGACACUCUGCUUCCAUUUGCUUUGUGGCGCUUUUUAUUUAUUUAUUUAGAGCACUUGUAUGCUGCUCUUCAGCCAAAAAGUCUCCCGGAGCGGCUUACAAGAAAGCUAAACAAGACACUCCCUAGACACUCUGCAGGUUUACAUUCAAAUAAAUAAAUAAAAAUACAACACACGAGGGGAAAAGAACAAAGCUCAAAGCUGAGGCUCCAGUUUCUAGACAGUUGUUCCUAUAUUGACCAGCUGGCAUAGUUCAGAAGCAGGAGGUAUUGUAUCCCCGUCCGAGUCCCAUUGCCAAGCAAGCAAGGGCUAAGAGUCUCUAAGGAACACUUGUCUGAGAGCAGAAUCCACAUACAAAGUCAGACAGUUAGAGGUCAGGGAAUCCAGAUGACCACAGAGCCAAGGGUCCAGUCUAGGGAUCCAGAUAGCAAGCAGCAAGAUAGAGCCAGGAACCACAAGUAUUGUUUCCGGCAUUUGACUGCUGCUGAGAGCUCUGUUUAAGAAGGCCAGAGCCAGCUGGUUCCCAUCAGUGCCUUCUCCUCUUGUGUCCUUGAAGGCUGAUCAUCUGCAGGUAGAGUCACUCCCCCUUCAGACUGCUGUUAAGCAGGCAAAGCUACACUAGGUGCUUGAUGGAGCUGGGCCUCAAGCAAAGCAGAUGCAAUGAACCCUGCUUCAUCCCUCUCCCAGUGAGGCAGUCUGAUGAAAUGGCUGCCCCCAGAUGACAGUUGAGGGAGAAGAGGCCUGAUUUGUAGUCAUAGCUUGAAGCACCUGUCUAGAAUCUGUGACAACUGAUGUUACUAUUACUUCCCAGAGCUUUCUAUCCCUUUGAUGCCAAAUUCCAUAUUUUUGGAGGCUACAGAAACACAUCUCCUUAAAAUGUUGGACUUCAUGACUUAUAUUGUAGUAAGCUUAGUCAACGCCAUAGCCUUAACCCAUACAAUAUUAGGAAUAUAGGAAGCUGCCUUAAAUAAAGUCAGGCAAUUGGUCCAUCUAGCACAGUAUUUUCUUCACUGAUUGACAGCAGCUUCCUAGGGUCAUAUACAGGGAACAUUCCCAUUCAUACAUGGAGAUGCUGCCAAUUGAACUUGGAACCCGCUGCAUGCAAAGAUGCUCUAUCACUGAGCUGUAGACCGGCCCUUCCCUGGUGUAUUGAUUUUAGGUUUUUGUAGAUGCUCCCAUUUAGAUUGUUCCUGAUUCUGAGUUUCUUGGUUCUAAUGGAGAAGAUAAAUUGUCCACUUUGAAAUCUUCCUUUUAGCAAUUAAAGUGUUCUGGGAGAUUUAGAAGUUUUGUUUGUGUGCUGUUUAAAAACAAAUACAAGUAAAAUGUUGUUAAUUGGCACUUUGCUUAGAAUCUCAGAGGAAAAGAUUGCUUAAUAGUGUCUGCUAGUUAUAACGCCCUGUCCUGCAUCCGCUGCCAAUUCCAGAUUCUGAGCAAAUUAGCAGAAAUUGUUCUUUCCAACUAUUACUAAAGAUUUUCCUUAACUCUUCACUUGUUCUGAAGCUUUAUAUCAUGUUUCAUGGCUCAAACAAUGGUUUAGUUUUUAAUUAUUUUUAUAUAUAACCUCUGAAAAUUUGUAUGAGAAAUUAAUAUGAUGUAUAUACCCUAUCUCUGGAAAAUUUAUAAAAUGCAGCGUUUAUUGCAAUACUUUACUUCAGGAUAUCGGCUGCAUAUUUUGGAAAAUGGUUUGUCUGUUUGAUUUCUGUUUGGCACCUCUUAAGAUAUUGUAAACAAAUAUUGCAUGAUAGCUCCUGAGAUCUUAAGUAAAAUAAAUAUUGAUGAAAAUUACAUUCAUUGGGUGUUGAAUAGUCUCAGACUAGGAGCUGCUUUUAGCGAGGUCUCUUUCCCUGCCAAAUGAAAACCUUAUAUUUCUUCAUUUUUUUUGUCUUGUGUGUGCGUAUGUACUUAACAUAUGUAGUUUUUAUUGAUAUACUUCCCACAACAUCUUAUUUUACAGUUUGGGAGAACUGAAGUAAUUGACAAUACUUUGAACCCAGAUUUUGUGAGAAAAUUUAUAUUGGAUUACUUUUUUGAAGAGAGACAGAACCUGCGAUUUGACUUGUAAGUUUAUUUAUAUACUUUGGGGUUUGAUUAUAUUAUGACAGUAUAUCUGAUCUACAAGAAUAGUUAAUGAAGUGGAAUUUUAAAACAUUUUGACAUUAGAUUGUAUCUUAAUGUAGUGGUAAAACAUGUUUCCAGUUAAUUCACUACAGCAAACUAUGUUGUUUCAAAUUCAGCUAAUGGAACUACAGUUUUCCUUGGUAUAAUUAUUAUUUUACACUAUGGUUACUAAACCCGGUCAGCUUCGAGGAAACUUUUAGCAACCUUGUUAAAACACUUUUUCCAGAUUGCCAUCCACCCGUUAGGCCUCACCAGCACUAUAACUGAAGACUUUUGUUGAAGCCUCUGCUUCAAGUUCUGCUGACCUAUUUAAGUGCAGGUCUGUUUUUGCUGUUCUUUUUCCUGGAAUCUUCCCCUGGCUCUCCUACCAGACAUUUCCUGCCUAGCAUUCCAAACAGCACAUCACUUCUUCUCCAUCAGUGCUCUAGAAAGGUUCUUCACUUGUCUCUUCAGCCUAAGGCAAGUGAGUCAGCUAUCCCAGCAAUCCUCUGGCCACCAAGCCACUCUGCCAUCCUUUCAGGUCUUCUUUCUUCCUCCUUGAUCCACUUCUGUUGCCUUCUCCUGGCUGUCCAUAACAAUUGCCAGUCAUGGACCCUCCAACCAUAUAGCCAGCUCCUAGCCAUAUAUACACUUAUUCUGGCCACUCUAGUCCAACCCCAGCCAAAUUCAAAACUUGUACCCACCAAUCAGAACAUGCGGAACUUCUGUUCUUUUGCAUACUGAGAGUUCCAUCUCCACUCCCACCCCAAGCAUUAAGGGUUAAGGUUCUGCAUUGACAGCUAAAUCGACGUUCACCUGAACAGACAUAGAGAGUUCCGCCAUCAUACACAUUACAAUGUACAUUACAAUGCAAAUGAUGGAAAGAUUACACAAUACCAGCUAAAACCCAGUUUUAACCAGCAAGAUUACUUCAUUGUUUUACAUGGGUAUUUGAGCUUAUAAGUAGAUUAAAAUAUUUUGUUCUUUUUCAUUUUAGGUAUGAUGUGGAUUCAAAGAGUCCAAAUUUAUCGAAACAUGUAAGUGCUACUUUAUUUUAACCUUAUGUGUUUCCAUAUCUCAUGUACACAUUUUAUGUAUUUUAAGCUCUAAUUAUCCCUGACUGUAAUUUCUGCAUCUCAUUGCUAUUUAACUCCUACCUUACAAUUUUGUCCUUUAUAUACAUGCCAUUUACGAUUUCACUUCAUGCAUCUCAUGAAGUGAGCUUGAGUCCAUGAAAGCUUACCGUAUAUCAUACCAUCUGUUAGUCUUUAAGAUACUACAAUGUGCUCUAAAUAUUUUUGCUGCAAUAUACUAACAGAAGUGGACAACAUUCAAGACAGUUGUCAAUCUUCCCAGGAGUGGACAUCAGCACCAUUGUUUGUUUCACAACCACCAUCAACAGGGUGGCCUCAGGAGGAAGUUAGCUGGUAUUCCCAGCCCCUGCUAAACUCAGGAAAUUAUAAGUUUGCUCAAAUUCUGACCCUUCACUGAACGUAGAGAUUAUGGGGAGUCUGUCCUCCAAUAUCCACACCAGUACAUGAAGAAGAAAGAAACAUUUUCCUCCUGCACUUCUCAAAAUUUUUGUUGUUGCAGCUUAUCAUAGUUAAGAUAGUUCUGGAUCCAGACAGCGUGACAAGCUUUGGUUCAUGAAAAGCAAGGUUCCAAACUUGCCCAGGUUAAGGUGCAAUGCUCACUUAAGCAUUAAUUAUGAACCAUAAUUAAUCAGUGUGUCCAAAUAAAGCCUUUUAUUCUAUCUAAAUACUGCAUUUCUCAUACCCAUAAGCUUACUAAGUGCAAAGUGGGGAUGGGGACUUAGAUUUAUCAUUUUCAUAAUAAUUUUUCAGGACUUCUUGGGACAAGUUUUCUGUACGCUUGGAGAGAUUGUUGGAUCGCAAGGAAGCAGAUUAGAAAAGUCAAUCAUGUAAGUGUAUUCUUUUCAAAGAAACUGAUGCUAAACUUCCUAUAUCCUUCCCACUAGCUACUGAUCCUGCCUUUGGGUCUGGCAGAUCCUUGUGUUCUCUGGUAUUUGACAAAUAAAAAUUCUAGACAGGGAAUACUGUCAAGGAAUGUCAUUUUUUAUUCACUGUUGGGUGUUCUGAAUUUGUGUGGUGCUGUUUUAAAGUAAAUUAUAGCACUGUCUUCAAUUAAGGUGAAUUGCUUUUUCAGCAUUCCAUCAUUAUAUAGCCUGAAAUUGUAGCCACCAUAAAAAUCAAGUUCUAUCAAUAGGAAAUUUGACAUGGAAAAUCCACUUUUUCGAGGUAUAAUCUAACCAAAUGACACCGUUUAUGAACUUGGCUUGUUUCAACAAACCAUAGUUAAGAUUAACCACAGUUGGUCUGGUUUCAGCUGGUUUCAGAAUAGAAUGACAAGCUGCAGUCAAUCUAACACAGAAGCAAAAGCUUAUGAGCUCUUCCCUGCAGCCAUAUCUAAGAAGCAAACAGUGAGGGGAGCUUGUGAGCUGAAGGCUUAUUGUUGGCGAUUCUCAUGACUCAAAACUAUGGGGUUAACAUUCCAUCCAAGCAAGACCAUCGGCUGCAAUCUUUUUUCCUCUUGCCUAAAACAUAAUUAUGUCAAAUGCAAAAAUAUGCAUUUAGCUACCUCAGUAAAACUCCAUUAUAUAGCCUUGUUACAAGUUCCCAUUUUAAAUCAGUCACUGAACUAAAGGCAAUUUUAAAACUCGCAUCUAUUUGGCAGAUUGAAGCUUCCCUGGUGGAACCUGCUUUCCAAAGCAAAAAUGGCCAUUGGCGGCGCAAGCAGUCUGCAGAAGUGUGUAUUUGUAGAUGGGGAAAGGAAGCUCCUGUGUGUGUUUGCAUGUGGCUGCAUAGUGCUGCAUGUGCUUGCAUUUCCCUAAAAUGACUCUCUGGGAGCGACGCAGCAUUGUGACAUAGCUUUGUUCCCAUUGGGACAUUUUAGAAGAAUUAAGAAAGCUGAUUGCAUUAAGAAUGACAGCUGUGCCACCUCUUGAAGCAGCAGUGAAACUUUUUAUAAGAAAGGGAGAGAGAAAAUUUAAAACUCCUGCCACUUCAUCUUAUGGUAACCCUUCCUGCUCCCUAUGAAAUUAACUAGAAAUUUUAUCCCCUUGCCCAAAGCCUGUUAAAUAAACCUCCACCUGCCACUUCCAUUAGAGGUGAAUGGCUUUAUGAAAAUAGAGGGCAUUUCUGGCCCAGCUUUGGGCAUGCUCCUUUGCAUGGUGCUGUACAUAUUUGCAUAGUGUUUGUGUGCGGCAUGCUUUUGCAUGUUGCUGCAUAUUCUCCUCUGUUUGCAUGUGACACGCUGCUAUAUGUAACUAUGUGAGUGCCACACUCCUGCAAAUCUUUGCAUGUACUUUGCUGCUCUGUGGGCGUUGUGCUGCUGUGCCUGUUUGUUUGAGGCAUUUUCCUGCAUGAAUUUGUGUGUGCUGUGUUGCAGACCUUUUUUGCAUGCUUCAUGUUACUAUGUGUGCUUGUAUGUAGAAUACUGCUAAGUGUAUUUGCAGGUGAUAUGCCACUGUGUGUGUAGAAUUACUAUGCAUGUUUACAUUUGAUGUGCUUCUGCAUGAGUGUGCAGUUGUGUGCUGUGUACUUUUGCAUGGUCUGUGCUUAAUAGGUAGUAUGCUCCUGAGUGUGUAAUGUGAUGCCAUUGGCAUGUGAUGCGCCUUUUCAUAGCUGUAUGUGUUUGAGAGAGUGAGUGAGUGAGUGGAGCAGCCCUGACUUUACAAUAUUUUCUGUCUUGCCUUGCCCACUUCCUCUAACAUUCUGCUUUACAACUCUUUUGAUACUUCCUCCCUAUUCACUUGAUUUGCAGUCUGUAACAGUGGACUACAUUGCAGGGUUGUGAAAGCCACUUUGCCAGCUAUAGCCCCUCUCCCCCACUGGAGCUAAACCUCAGUGCACUACAUUGUCUGGCUUUGGGGGACAAACUAUGAAGGUGAUAAAAGCAGGAAUAACGUGCAGGCGACAGUAAAAAUGGCCUUAACUUACAGAUUAGUCAGAUGUAUGAAACAUUUCCUGUAUUUUCAUAUAGUAUAGAUGCUGAGUUUUACAGGCUAAAAAGCCAAGUUUAAUCUUUUAAUUAAGUUUUGUGCUCCCCAGUUAUGUGAGUUUUCUGGAAAAUAUAUAUAGGAAUUUUUUCUGAUGCCCUAGAAAGUGAUCUAAUUUAGCAUGUUUAUUUUACUUAUAUUUACUAAACAAAGCCGAAAAUGUUGAAUCUGUCAAGCAUGCCUAAUAUUUAUUUGCAGUUGACACCAAUUUGUUGUUACUAAUGAAUGGGAGAUAUGGAAUUUUUUUGGUGGAAAAAUAAUGCACCAAAAAAAAUUCCUUCAUCACUGAUAAUCUCACAUUUUGUGCUCGCUUGCAACAUAACACCCAUAAACCAAUAUUUCCCUGGGUCUUUUAGCCCCAAUCAUAAUCCUCUGCAUGUUGUGGGAACACCAGAAGUAAAGACACUAUGGUGCAGUGAUACACUGAUCCUCUACUUUCCCUAUUAGUUAAGGAGAAUGGCAUAUAUUAGUACCACAGGACUAUAUAUGAGAGCUUGCUCAGGUUGAUGGAUGGAGAAUGCAGAGAGGGAACUCUGGAGAGGAAUGAACUGGUGAGUUUGGAAUCCUUGUAUUUAAUUGCUAUUACAAUGUUGUUUUGUUACAGAGGAAUUCCUGGGAAGAAAUGCGGCACGAUAAUAAUGACAGCAGAGGAGCUCAACUGUUGCCGGGUAAGUUCACAUUUUGGUUUUCUUUUGCCAAAGUAUAUUGUUUGUCUCCUAGUUAGCAUAGAGUACAAUUCAAAGUGUUGGUGCUGACCUUUACAGCGGUAAAUGGCCUCAGUCCAGUAUAGCUGAAGGAGUGUCUCCACUCCCUCAUCUCACACUGAGAUCUAGCACCAAGGGCCUUCUGGUGGUUCCCUCACUGCGAGAAGUGCAGUUACAAGGAACCAGCCAGAGGGUCUUCUUGGUAGGGGCAUUCACCCUGUGGAACGCCUUCCCAUCACAUGCCAAGGAGAUAAGUAACUAUACAAGCUUCCCUGCAUAGGGAAGUUUUAAAAUGUUUAAUUAUGUUUUUAUGUAUGUUGGAAGCUGCCCAGAGUGGCUAGGGCAACCCAGUCAGAUGGGUAGGGUACUGUUGCUGUUGUUGUUGUUGUUGUUGUUGUAUUAAAUCCAUGUGUAUAUUGCUAGACUUUUAAGACUAGCUAUUGCAUGCUUAUACAGUGGUACCUCAGGUUACAGACGCUUGAGGUACAGACUCCGCUAUCCCAGAAAUAGUACCUCGGGUUAAGAACUUUGCUUCAGGAUGAGAACAGAAAUCACGCGGCGGCAGCACAGCAGCAGGGGAGGCCCCAUUAGCUAAAGUGGUAUUUCAGGUUAAGAACAGUUUCAGGUUAAGAACGGACCUCCAGAACAAAUUAAGUUCUUAACCUGAGGUACCACUGUAAUCAGACUUUGAAGAGUAGACGUCUUGGCAUUUGCUAUAGAAGUAGAGCUAAUCUUGUGCUGCUUUAAAUAAUUAAAUCUAUUUAGGAACAACAAAGGACACAGCCUUAUACCAAGUCAGACCAUAUAUCUCAGUAAUACUGUCAAACCUCGGUUUUCGAACGUAAUCCGUUCCAGAAGACCCUUCACCUUCUGAAAUGUUUGACAAAGACUCUCCUCCCUGGAAGAGAGGGGAGUGGUUGUGGGUGGGAGCCCGAGCACCGCCCCUAGCAGGGGCAUUAGCCCCCUGCCUCCUCCUCUCACCUGGCUGGCGCCCACGCCCCCUCGGCAGGCAUCCAACCAGGUGCCUUCGAGGGGGCACGUUCAGCAGCCUUUUGCAGCGGCGCCAGCCUCUCCUCGGCCUCAUUCUUCUCCGUCCUCUCGUCGCGAGUCACCCACCCUCCACUCCCUUUUAGCUCAGGGUCUUUGUUCUUUGGCCUUGCUAUGGACCUUAGGUUGGUCACCCUGGUUGUCCGGGGGGCCUGGUAGGAAUUUUUCCAUUUGGCAUUAGGCUUUUUGGUUUUUUCGCCUACCUCGCAGCAAUCGUCACAACUUUUUGUGGCAUUGGUGGGUAGGUUAGGCAUUGGAAUAAUGUGUUGUGGUGUGUCGAAGGGCUGGGUGUGGCCAUCGCCUAUGCCUUCAAUUUUUGGGUAUUCCGUUAAAGGAAUCUGGCGGUCGUGUACUCUGUCCGAUGCCUGCUUGGCGGGAGGCCAUGGCAGUGACAUCAGGGGAGAGCCUAUAGUUGGAUUAGCAUCAACAGGCUCCACCUACUGGUGAAUAAACCCCUUGUUUUAGACAUCCAAUGCCUAAGCCAAUACCUUUUCACUGCUGUAAUCAAUAAAGUUGUGGCCUUUUCUUGCCCAUUAACCUUAUAUCACGUGUCCUUGUGUAUUUAUUUCACAUCGCGGGGGUCGGGUCCUCGAACCACAACCGAGGCACAGCUUUUGAUUGGCUGCAAGAGCUUCUUGCACUCAAGCAGAAGCCGCGUUGGACGUUCAGGUUCCGCAAAGCUUACGAAAACCGGAGCAUUUACUUGUGGGUUUUCGGCGUUUGGAGGCCAAAACGUGCAAAAAUGGAGCCAUUCGAGAACUGAGGUUUGACUGUAUUGACACUGAUUGGCAGUGGCUGUCCAGGGUUUCAGACAGGAGUCUUUGCUACAUGAAGAUACCACAGAUUGAACCUGGGUUAUUUUGCAUGCAGAAUAUGUCCUAUCUACCACUGAGCUGCAGCUCCUCCUCAAGGAAUAUUUUGUGUUGAUGCAUAGUCCCAGUUUUUAUUAGUCUUAAAAUUUAACAGGACUUACCAUUGUUAAACCAAGUAUGUAUGCAUGGAUGCUGGAGCUAAAUGCAAGGCUCGUUGUAAUAAAAUGGCUACCACAUGUAGACAGGUCAAAAUCUACAUGCUUUUCUUCACGAGUAGCUGCUUUCCUUGUGGAUCAUUCAGGACCACUUGUUUUGCCUCCGCAAUGUUGCAACAGUGUGGAGAAAACAGCAUGGUAGUCACAUACCAAAUUCCUGGUCCUGAAUGGCUUGUCACGUAGAAUCAGCAGCCAGUGGGUGCAGUUCAAAUAGCCUUCAACCAGAGAGGAUAUGAGCUCACAUAAGCAAAACACCUCCCUAUACAUAAAAAUGUGUCAGAAAAGGGUUGCUUUAUUAAUUCUUUUGUUCCCUUUCUAUUUAUUUUAGCAAUUUAUAUACCAUUUAAAGCUGUGGUUUCUAAGUGGUAUUUUUUCUGUUGAUACAGUUUUGUGGCAUUUUAUGCUAUUGUAUUUAUUUUAUAUAUUUUUUUAAAUUAACUAUUAUUGGAGGUUGUCAAAGAGCAGAAUGGAGAGCAAAUAAAGAAUAUCUCCUGUUGUAGAACUAAUAUAAAUUCUAACAUGAUAUUUGGGUAAUUGCAGUGGGAGAAGGAACAAGAAAUCCUUGCUAUCUCUUAAUUUGUAAUUGACAUUUUGUUAACAGUAUAGCUUCAGAAGCCUAAAAUUAUGAAUAAAUUGAUUAAAAUAUUUGAUAUGAUAUGUGUGACACAAAUGACUCAAAAUUCAUGACUAUGUUCCCAUCUUGGUAGCAAAUGAAAAGAAAACCAAAAAUUACUUUGUAGUACCUCUUUUUUGGUUAGUAAAAUGAAAGCAAUGUAAACUUGAUGCCUAAUACUUAUGCAGUUUUUAAUCAGUGUAAAUAGUAUGCUUGGUAUAAAUUAUAUAUUUAAUUUGUAUUACACUCUUCUAUUAUUAGGAUGCUGUACUGAUGCAGUUUUGUGCUAACAAAUUGGACAAGAAAGAUUUCUUUGGAAAAUCUGAUCCCUUCCUGGUAUUUUUUCGCAGCAAUGAAGAUGGCAGGUAGAUACUCUUAUUUUCUUCUAUUAAACAUGAAGUGUUGUAAAUUAUAGGGGUGACCAGGGGAUUUUGUGUGUAGUGUAUUAAAAGUUUCUCUUUCACAGUGCACUUGUCUUAUUUUUUCUAGACUUACAAACCUCUUGUUUCAAAAUACAAGUCACAAUUACACUGAUGAGGAGAGAAUGUGUAUUUCCUCCAUAUGCCUGCUUCAAUAGCUUUUUAAACAAACCAACAAUAUUUCAUAUUUAUGCAAUUUUUCAAAUGUGGUCUUGCUCAAAAAAAUAUAAAUCACUAACAGAUGCUUAUAAUGAAUAACAGUGAUUUGGGUAUCUAGGUUUCUUAGAUAAGUCUAGGUUUCUUAACUUUUCAACUAAAAAAAAUCCUGAACUGAGGGAAAAAAACAGCUGGAGUGGUUAAAAACAAUAUUUACAGUUUCAGCAGUCUUGUAUCUUUAGAGUGCUGUUGAUUAGAAAUUGAAACAGUCCAGUGCUCUAGGGAACUCUUUGCGCAAGCACCUCUGUGCAUUAAAUAUGCCUAAAUUGCCUAUUUUAGUGGGUUGGUACUGGAACAAUGAGUAAGAUACUGGUUUCAUGCAAGAGCAAUCAACAUUUUGAAAAGGGUAAACUAGUAAUCAUUAUAUACUUGGACUUCCAAAAUACUUUUGGCAUAAGAUGGUGAGCCAGUAAUUGUUUAUGGAAAAGGAGACAGAGUUACACAGAGUUCUCAUGACAGAGGAAAGUAGGCAGUGCUCCCCAUAUCUGGUAUGGGUCUGGUGCUAUUUAAUAUUUUUUGUUAAUGAUCCAGAAUUUUGGGUUUGUAAUAAGGCAGAUUAGUUUGCAGACGACAUGCUUCAACAUGCUAACAACACUAUGUUCUGGAAGAUUUUUGGUUACUUACUCAUUUAUAGCAGGGGUGGCUAACCUUUGGGUCCCUAGAUGUUGGACAGCAAUUCCCAUCAGCCACAGCAUUUUUUGGGCGGGACAAAUGUUAGCCACCCCUGACUUGCAGCCGUAGACAAAUCGCUUUUCUCUCUGCCUUGAUAGUAUCCAAGUAUAUAUAUAGUUGCUAUACAUCAGAUGGCGGUGAGAUGGAGAAAACUGUAAAAGAACCUAUUGAAAGUUGCUUGUGGCAAUACUGCUUUCUGACGGCAUGUGCCUCUUCAUUUGCAUCAGUUGGAAUCCAUUGUCUGGUUGGGUAUGAUCUCAUCUGGGAACAAGGCAGGAAAGAAAAGACCUGGUGUGUGCAUCUUCAUCUCCACUUGGGAAUCUGCAGUGAUGAAAAAUGAGACCAAUCAUAUUUUCAUCCCUCAUGAUUUACUAUUGGCAUCCAUUUUGCCUGGAGUCAUCAUAGUAAGCCAUAAGCCAUGGUUUUCUGUGAAGGAGCAGCACACAAGUGCAUGCUGCUGAAUUGCUCCCCUUUUGUUCCUCCCUUGUAGAGCCAGAAGCGACAAAUAGCAAGUCUUGGCUUAGUUGCAACGUGUGAACCAACACUCAUGGUUUGUUUCUGACCAAACUGUAAUGUUAAACCAAGGUUUCUUCUUUGCUUACUGAUCCUGGCAAUUUGUUCAGGAGAAGCAAAUUGUGAGUGUGGUUCACACGCUGCUUGUUCACAGAAUGGAGCCAUUGUAAAGAGGAAGACCCAGUGAGCUGUAACAAGGCUUAUUCAAGAUCACUUAACCCGAAGUAGUUAGAUACUUAUACCCUUUAAUCAUCGUGUCGUGCUCAUAAUCACCAUGGUUUUUCCGUAGUUUCAUAUGUGCUUAUACGGAUGAUAUGGGAUUCUACUCUUGGGUUAGUGAUUGUGAGCACAGAACCAGAAAUGGUGAGUUUUUGGUACCACAUCUAGGUGUUUGGGUCAGGUCACUAGUUGCCAUUAGCUGGAGCAUAAUUUCACUAUUUAGAACAGGCUUCUCCUGUGGCUCUGCCCUUUGAUUUCCAGCAGGGAAGAGGAAAUCUGGGAACUUCAUUCCCCACAGACCAUUGUGCAUGGGAGUAGACAAGGCACCAGACAUACCCUGAAAUCCUUGCAGCUUUCUGAGCGUUGCAGAAUGAGAAAGCAACAGACAUACAAACAUUGGGGGCAGGAGAGCAGCAUGUUCACCGUUCCUGCUCUAGAAGCUUCUUAUUGGUGUCGACAAUUAAAAUAUUGAUAUUCUCUGUGUUUAGAAAUAUACCAGUAUGAGAGAAGGUCAGUAAACAGCACCAUAGCUGUUGCAUCCUGGUGCAAAGGAGACAACUUGUCUUGAGGCUUUUGUUCUGUCUUCAGAGAGGUAGAAAAAAAAUUCAGGCACCUCCUCCCUGCUUUAAUCCCAAACGGCAACAUCUAAUAAUCAAGAACUCUUGCUGCAAAACAUUAUAAGGGAAGGAGUCUGAAUAUUUUCUUCCUCACAUAUGAAGUGGUACAACAGCCCCAUCAAAGCCCCCUCCUCUGCUUGCCAGAGUUCCUCCUCCACUUCCUGCUGCUACCCAUCAUGUGGGCUCCAUAAAAAGAAAAAGAAGUGUGGUAUAGCUAUAUGUGUAGAUUAAUUUGAAAGCUGUUCACAUGACUAAAAAUGAAAUAGUGCUCAUUUUUUAGGGGGAAAAAUUCACAUAAAUUACAGUGUAUUCCCACUUGGUGGAUUUGUUUUCAAAACUAUCAAUACCUUUAGAUAAGUAUUAAAAUAAGAAAAGCUUGUUUGUGUUUCAGCUUUACAAUCUGCCACAAGACAGAAGUGAUAAAGAAUACAUUAAAUCCAGUGUGGCAGGCAUUCAAGAUAUCUGUCAGAGCACUUUGCAAUGGAGAUUUUGACAGGUAAGAGUUAAACCUUUCGUCUUAAGUAAAGUUUUCAAAGAUUGGAGGUUCCUCAGUUUAGUUUAAUCUUUUUAGAAGGCAUAAUAUCAGUUCAAAACUUUAAGUAAAUGUUAACAUCACCAUCAUUCAUUUAGUUAAGUGUUCAUAUGUAAGAGGUACAUGGGGUACUGUAGUAUUUUCAGUAUAGUAAUAGGUACCACUCUCCACAGAUGAUUGACAAGCAGAUAAAAAGCAAACUCUCUGGAAACAUGGAGCCACUGUUGCUAGUGCACUAAGAAACUAGUUACUGCUCUUUGUCACUGCAAAGCAAAUACUGAUGAUACUGCUUUUCUCAAGAAAAAUUCUUUUUGUUAAAGGUUCCUGGAGGUGUCCUCUUACUCAGAAUUUAUGGGAUAAAAACCAGCCUACAAAGCAACUAACAGAAUGUGCUGGUGCUUCCUUCCUUCUUUUUCAUAAGUAGCAGUCAUCACAUGAACAUCUAGUGAAACAGAAAUGGAUGGAAAGGUAUCUUCCCCAUCUUGGUUACUUCAUUCAGUUGUUUUUAUAAGUCAGAUCACUGAGGCGCUUACAGACAUUGCUGAUGCCAUCUCUGCCUCAGCUGAUCCACCUCGUCUUCUGUCUUUUCCAUCUUAUGGGCCACAUAAGAAACUGAGUGGAAGGCAGACGUUUUAUAACAGUCUGAUAAGGUUAUAUCAUAACCCAGGCAAAUCAAGGCAUUCAGAACUAAGCAAACUAAGUAGAAUCAGCAGUGGCACUUCUCAGAAUGAGUUUCAUGCUUGAGUUCUAGAAAACCUAAUAGCAUUCACCGUCUUUCCUUCAUUUUCAGAGGAAAGCCCUCCCCCUUUCAAAUUAGAGGGGGAUUAGUCAUACCAAACUUCAGAACUUUAAUGAUAUAAAUUGCCUUUAAGAAAUAAAUAUUUACAAGACAACUUAAAUACUUUGGAAAAUAACCUUGCUUAAUUAUCUGACCUCAAUAUUUGCUUGAAAUGGAAAUGAAAUAGAUGCAAUUAGGUUAGACUUAACUGUUGAAAGGAUUGCACCUUUAGUAUUCCAAAACCUUCCAACGGGGCCAAUCUGUUUGAAGGCAAAUUCCUUCCCAGCUCUGAAUAUGGAAGCCAUUAAAGAACCACAGCAAAGCUAGUAAUCACAUAACCUAGAAGAAUAAAUUGUAAUAUAAAACAAGCCCCAAAGCAUGAAUAUUGAGUCCCAGGAGGCAAGCGGGAGUGAAGCCUGUUCCACUCUGAAGCCCUGCCCCCAUGGACUGGCCUGAUUGGCCAGAAUUCAAAAUUGGGACUGGUGGGGACUCCCACACGAAGAUUUCCCAACUGCUGGCUGCCCACCCCAGGACUCGGCAAGCGGCCAUUGUAAACAUAGUUUGUGCCUGAAAACCCCUGAGCUAACUUAUGACAAAUGUUUAUGACUCCACAUGAUGCUUUGCUACUUACAAAAUUUAUAUAUACAAGUUAAUACCCUCAUUUGACUUGGGACUGAGCAGAAAGUCAAAACAGUGUCUAAAAUAAUUGAUUUCUGUGGUUGACAAGGAAUUCAGGGAAUUUUCAUGAAAAGCAUCUUUCCCAAUAAGACCAUCACAGGACUAGAAUAGGCUGCAACUUCUGCUGAAGAGACCUGCAAAGCUGUUGCUGGAAUCUUCAUACAGCAUUAUUAGCAUUUUAAGAGAGAUGUAAUUUUUAUUAACAAUUCUCAUCUGUAAUCCAGAAGCAUACACACCAGGGAAUGCCAUAUUUUCCAUCCUUUGUUUGGCUAUUGGUAUAUUCUACCCUUUUGUGUGAUUGACUGGAGAUUUUGCUGUGGCAAGGAAUUUGCUCCUGGGAAAAAAAAGUAUUUCUCUGAGAGUAGAUCCAAGAAUCCACAUGUUUCCUAUUACAUUUUUCUUGUACUGUGCUCUUUAAGAAUACCUUUCUCCUAGUUAUUAGGUACACUAGCAGCAGUAUUUACCGUAUAUCUUAUUGCUACAUCUGCCUGUCAAUCACCCAUGGAAUGAGUAGUUGUUAGUUUGGAUAACUGGACCUACCCUCAUAGAAAUGUAUAGCUAGGGGAAAAUCUAAAUAUGCUGCACUUGCUGUGACAACUUGGUUUAGUACUUAUUUGUUCUAGAAUACAGCCUCCUUAAAGUGCCAUUUUCUUACAAUUGGAAUAUGACAAAUAUUUGUACCUCUCUAAUCUAGAUCUUAAUACAGUCUGUCCCAACUGUUCUAGACUUAUGAUGGUUUGGUUCCAUGUGCUUCAGAUAUCUCUGUACCACAAACAAAAUUCCUUGAGAUGUCCUGAGAUACAGGGUGAUUCCAUGAAAUAGAAAAAGCUGUUACUGUCAGAAGAAAAUGCAUAAGACAGUAAUUCAGUAAUUGCCAAGAGUCAUUUACCAUUGACAAGAAUAGGUAUUAAAUAUUUCAGAGCAAAACUGUAAUGCUUAGGAACAUAAGUUGCCUUUUACAAAGUCAUUCCACUGGUUUAUCUACCUCAGUACAGUCUGCUCUGACUGGUAGUGCUCACCCACUAACAGGCCGCAGGUGGCGCUGUGGUCUAAACCACUAAGCCUCUUGGGCUUGCUGAUCGGAAGGUCAGCAGUUCAAAUCUACGCAACAGGGUGUGCUCCCGUUGCUCUGUCCCAGCUCCUGCCAACCUAGUAGUUCGAAAGCACAUCAGUGCAAGUAGAUAAAUAGGUACCACUGCAGCGGGAAGGUAAACAGCGUUUCUGUUCGUUCUGGCACUUGUCAAGGUGUCCCAUUGUGCCAGAAGCAGUUUAGUCAUGCUGGCCACAUGACCUGGAAAUCUGUCUGUGGACAAAUGCCAACUUCCUUGGCCUGAAAGCGAGAUGAGUGCCGCAACCCCAUAGUCUCCUUUGACUGGACUCAACCCUCCAGGGGUUAUUUACCUACUUAACCUUUUGCUCUCCAGAGAUGCCGGCUAGAAUUGUUUCCCAGUCCCACCUCAGGAUACUGUGGAUUCAAUUUGUAAAUUUCGGCUUACAAAACAUUUGCUCUAUCAUGGAGUUAUGGCCAGUUGAAUUUGCAAUGAAAGUUGUUCCAAAUCCAUGGUGUUUAUUCUCAUUUCCUUGUUUAAUGUUUGUAUAUUCUGUGAUUAUCCUGAUCCGUAUUAUCUUGUUAACUGUGGAGGAGCAAGGCUUCACCAUUGUGGCACCAGCACUACAGAACUCCCUUUUCCAGGUUAUUCACCUUGCACACUUUUCACAAUAAAACCUACCCAUGCAUUGCUGGAACCUGUUGAGUGUAGUGGUUAAUUUUUAAAUGAAUUUUUAUUAUUGAGGCUUUUAGAUGUUAUGGUGUGUUGCCUUGAGCACCUAUCUGUUAGAAAUGCAGCCGGAAAUGCUUACAAAUAAAUUAUAUUCUCCUUUGUUUUAAUCACUUUUUUAAAAAACAAAUUAGAUAUUUAAAUGCAAAAUACAAGUAGUAAAGUACAUUACUCAUUUAUUUCUGUUGACAAGUUUUUUAGUAUAUGUGUAUAGCUUUUUCUGUGUUUUAUUUGUUUCUCUUCAGAACAAUUAAGAUUGAAGUAUACGACUGGGAUAGAGAUGGAAGGUAAUUUUUUUAUUGCACAGCAUUAAUUGUUCAAAAGGAAUUGUAUGGCGUACAUAGUGAUAGACUAUUUGGGCAGCUUUUGGAGUUUUAUACCAGUUAUUCCUGUGCUUAAAAGCUUUAAUGUAGGAAUGUGUGUGCUUGCAGGAAAUAACAUGAGUCUGCUGAGCCACUCCCUUAUUGAUUGUACACAUGGUUAUUUUGCAAUCUGAUGUAUACCAAACCUCUUCAUUAUGCAUUUUGACACGGGAGAGGGUUUUUAAAAUGCUUUUAACUCCACUUUGUGAAAAAAUAACAAUGCACAUUUUGUGGGGAAAUGGUAUGUAAUCAUGUGAACCAGAUAAUGAACCAGAUAAAAAAUAUUUCUUAAUGCUUGGGUUUGGUUGAUAACAGGAGCCUAUUAGUGAAUUUCAUGGAGCAAUGAAAAACUUUCGAAUAUAAAACAGAGCGCCAAAUUGUGGGGCGUUAGACAAAUUCCUAAAAUGCCUCUUGUACUGGGAAGUGUUAGCUAGCAUUUUGUUCACACCUUGACCUACAAUAAUACAGCUUAUCCGCUAUUCUGAAUUUUUGUUUGUUUUUGUUUCCUAGUCAUGACUUCAUUGGAGAAUUCACAACAAGUUAUAGGGAGCUAUCUAGAGGACAGUCGCAGUUUAAUGUCUAUGAGGUAACAGUAGAUUUUUUUAUAUCCUCAAGUACAGGUAAUAAACAUCAUGAAUUGUCUAUGUGCCCUUUUGUAAUAUGGGCCACCACUAUAUAGUUUAACCACCUAUCUUUUAGUAAUAGAAAGCAGAAAAUCUGGACAAAAUCCAUAAGUCAAAGUGUGCGAACACACUUUCUAGAAAUGCAGUCAAUAUAUUUGUGGGUUCAUUUUAUAAAGAUAAACACCAUUUUAUUAUAUAGCUUGAGUUUUCAACAUAGUUAUUGAACCUGUAUACGUCGUGUAAAGGAUAGCUCCCUUGGUAGAGGAUGAAACUCUUAAUCUCAGGGACAUGGGUUCGAACCCCACAUUCCUUUCUGGUGUUUUAUUAUUAUUAUUAUUUCCACUGCUUUCUGUUCAAUAGCUCAGGUACGAAAGUCAGCCUAGUUGACAGGAAUUGGGGAAGAGAUGCUCUUUCCACCCCUGUCACCUCUGUACUUCCCACUCCCUUCCCACUUCCAAAGGGAGAAAAAGGAAGGGACAUUAGUAGUAAGUUAAAAGUGAAAUACCUGGCCAAUAGCAAUGUCUAGAGGUUGAGAGUGACUGAAUUAUAUGACUGUAUGGAGUUUCAAAUAUGAGGUGUAGCUAAGGAAAGAGGAUGGAGGUGUAAAAUAGAUGUAUCAGAGGAACUCUAACCUCUGAAAAGUAUAUUUUUAAAAUUAAGAAAAGAGCAAAGUGCAAUGUUGUAAAAAUAAGUAAAUUUUCAAUAGGCGGCAGGCCAUCACAUGGGUGUUUAUUUGCUACCUUUCAUCAAGGCAGGAAACGUUUAGAGUGGAGUUCAGCUCCUUCCUGCCCUCAUUUGGUCUGUUUUUCUGUGUCAUCCAGGGUGGACCUAUUCAGCUCAGCUUAGCUUAGCUUUCUGUAUUCUGUGGACUUUGCUUUGUAAGUUGUGUGAGUCAGUGCAAAAAGAAGAGAUGAUAAAUGAUAAUGUUUAUAGGCAAAAAUUGAAAGAUUACAGAGUGAAAAAUAGAUUCAAGAAGAUACAGAUGGGAUAAAGGAAGAUCAACAAAAAUUAUAUUACAGUAAUCAAGCCUCGAUGAAGUAAAAGAAUAAGCAAGCAUUUUAGCAGUAUCAUUAGAGAUAAAAGAACAUAUUUUAAAAGUGUUAACCAGUUGAUGAUAUGAUACUGAAUGUGCCUAGAUCUGCAACCGAACUAGAUAAGUGUCUGUUUUAAAAAAUCACAUCCAGUUUCUGGUGUGUGAAGGAGGAGAUAGAAACACUACUAAGAGUUAAAGGAACCAAAUAAGCUGAAGGAAGAAACUUAAGAAAAUCAAUCUCCCAAGAAAUUCAACUGAAGAAAGUGAGAAAUCAUCCAAAAAGAACUAAAGGAAGACAUGCAGUGAGAUGAGUAAUUGAAGAUGAGGUAGAAUCAGGAACUGAAAAAUAUAACUCUAAAUCACUAACUUGAAAAUGGAAAUAGCAAAAGAAUGCAAAGAGAGGUUGAGAGAGCAUCAGAAUAAGGGUUUCAGUUUAGAAAGCAGAGUACAUACAGUAAAUGGAUAGAAGACAUGAAGCAGAAAAAGACGUAUCAAGAGCAGUUAGAGUGAUAAGGAAGUAAAAUGAAAUAUCAGAAUUUAGGAAACCAAGUUUAUACAAAUAUUGCAAAAUAAUAUGCUAUCAAAAGUGAAGGAAAGAUAUGAUCACAAGCAAACUGAAAAUUUUGUGACAUUUUUCAGAUGGUAAAAGAAAAUCAUUAAUAGAAAUUAAAGCAAGGAUAGGAAUCAGAUUGGUUAAAAUCCAAAAAGCGCAUUAGAAGAUAUGAAUUCUAAACAGUGUGCAAGUACAGCCAGCUUCAAGAGUUUAGAAACAAAGGGCGGCAGUUAUGCUAGAUAGAGAAGGAAGUCUCAACAAGAGACGUAACCACAGAUGACUUCCUCAAAAAGAAAAAUUCCAGACAUCAAAGAGAAUAUGAAAACAUGCAGUGAGAAAAGCAAUAUAGGGGAGCCAUACUAAAUGCAGUGCCCCCCCAACUCCUGUUAUCCCUGACCAUUGAUCAUGCUGGUCAGUGCUGAUGGGAGUUGUAUUCCAAAACAUCUAGGGAGAACACCAACUUAGGACAGGAGGUGUCCAGGGUAGGGAAUCUUCUGGGGGGGUCACACCUGAUGGGAUUUACAGUGAUUCAUAGCUGCCAGCAAAGAAGCAGCAGAUGGGUUUCAAUAUCUCUUGGGAAUGUGAAUUUAAGGAACAGUAAACAGUAAAGCUAUUCAACUAUUACAAUUUUAAGCAAUGGAAAGAGUAGCUUAGAACGGAUGGCUGUAUUUCAUUUUCUAUCUGCCCUCUCAGCCACUUCCAUCUUCUACCCACCAGACUGGAAGACAACUCUGCAGAACUUAUCUAUCCCCUGAUAUCAAAGCCGACAUAAAUCCAAACUGAGCUCCCUUUAUACUUUGCCUCCCUGCAAGCCUCACUCAUUUCUUCCUGCAUGCCCCUAGACGUGAACAAGGCUUCCUUUGAAUGUUUCUUUCCCUGCCACCCGUAAGAUUGAUUCCAGUGACAAGAACUGGUGGGACACUAUUUUUUAUUCAAUCCAGUGAAGGGCUUUUUAGCUCAACUAGUGGAAUGACUGCCUCUGUUACAAGUCAGUGAGGAAGAUGGGGGUGAUGGAAAACAGGGAGCAUUCCUUAUAAAAUCUUUUAAUAUCAGUUUGCCCUGAUGUACACAUUAAUGUGAGCAGCAGCAAAAUGCAUCUCAGGGGUCCUUGCCAGGGUCAUACACAUUUCCCUGUCAGAUGGGUUGUGCUGGGUUAGGGAGGUGUUUGAAAUGUGCAUUUAGGGAAGAUGGAGUUCAUUCAUUCAUUCAGCCUUUAUUGGCAUAAUGAAGGUGGAGUUUAGAAGCAGGGAGCACGGCAGAGUUAAAAAAAACGUGCAUCUUAACAAUUUAAAGAGAUUUGUGUUGACAAGCAGAAAAGUUUUUAAAAAUGAUUUUUAUUAAUUUACAACAAAACAAAACAUACUGAUUUCACAUCUAGUUUUUCACAAAUUGUUUCUUUUCUGGACUUCCUUCAGCUGUUCCGUAAAUCAUCCAUAAUCAUUUAUUUUAAUUACGCAUUCCCUAGUUUGUAUUGUCAUUGUUUAUACCCUUCAUUUCUUUUCCCUUUAGACAAUACUUCUCAGUUUUUCACAGUGCUUUUUUAAACCCCUCUAGCGUUAUCUGUCCCUCACUUAUGCUUUCCAGAUAUUCCACAAAUUUCCCCUAGUCCUCGAUGAACUUUUGGUCUCUUAGGUAUCUAAUCUUCCCAGUCAAUUUGUCCAACUCAGCAUGGUCUAACAACUUUAUUCUCCAGUCUUCCAACGUCGGUAUUUCCUGUUGUUUCCAUUUCUGGGCCAGUAGCACUCUUGCUGCUGUCACUGCAUACUGGAAAAAUUUACAGUCCUUUCUUUUUAUCUUAUUUCCUAAUAUUCCUAAUAGAAAGGCCUCUGGUUUCUUUAUAAAUGUAUAUUUCAAAAUCAUCUUCAGUUCAUUAUAUAUCCUUUCCCAGAAGCCUUUCACUUUCUUACAUUCCCACCACAUAUGAUAAAAAGAGCCUUCUUUAUCUUUACACUUAUUACAUGUCUUAUACAUUUUCGCUAAUUUCACCGGUGUUAUAUACCAUCUAUAAAGCAGAAAAGUUAACGUGCCUGCAUUUUCUUUUCUAGGUUAUAAACCCAAAGAAAAGGGCAAAAAAGAAAAAAUAUGUUAAUUCAGGAACAGUUAAGUAAAUCAUUUCUUCAUUAUUGUUUUUCUAUCCUUCCCAGCACAUAUUGAAGUGAGAUAUAUCUAAGUAAGCGUUAUCUGGGCAAGAAGUUCUCUAAAUAAGACAGGUGUUGUAUUAUGAGAAGAACUUGGUUUUUUUGUUAUCAAACUAUAGAUGAGCUGGUUCAUUUUCUAUCGAAAAUGUGCCUUCCCUGGGAAUUAAAUAGCCAGUGUUAAAGUUCACAGGUGAGUGCUUGAAGCUCCUGGACUGAAUAGUGUUGGUUUAACUGAAGCUGAUUGUGUCUUCCUGAACACUUUAGAAGUGAAGUGUAAAUGGUUGUUACUUUGUUGAAACAAGGAGAGAUUGUUUUUCCUGGCUAAAGACUAGGAGCAAGAAGGUCAUAGCAACUUUUGCUUUGUUCACAGAGCAAUAGGUAUAGCCAAAGCAUUCUUAAUUUGGCUUUGGUAAUAAUUUUGACCAGACUCCAUGACAUUUUAAAAAACUAAUUCAUGGGAUGAUGCAGCCAGUCUCUGAAUGCAUAGAGAUACAUGUGCACAGCUCAGUGUAUAUAUGAAUAGUUUGGCUCUUACAAGAGGGUUGGUAGGGGAGGUGAAUUGGUGGAAGGGAAUCUGCCAAGUGGAACAGCUUGUAUAUAAAGAGGCUGGAAGAGAAGUUAUGGUGGAGACUCAUAGAUAUUGUGAGUGCUGGGGUGAGAGAAGUGUGUGGAGUGGGGUUGGGGUUACCAAUACAUGCCAUUUCCACACAAAACCAUCUUUGCUUCAGUAUAUUGGAAAAGUUUUAAAAUAAUUCUAAAAUACAGUACAGAAACUUCUAUAUUUGUGGCUGUUUUGAAGGUUGAUGUUUAUUACUUGUUCUGUGUCACUUGCUCUCAGGUAACGUUACUUUCCUUCCUAGUGGAAACCGAAGUUUCAUUUCUUGAUUAUAUUAAAGGCGGGUAAGUGAUUCAUUUAUAAUGCUGGUAUCACAAAGGUUUUAAAUUUCUUUAUUUACAAUUAUUUGUAUCCCACCUUUCAUCGCAAAUUCCAAAUUCAUUACAAAUCAUUCCAAGGCAGCUUACAAGUGCCGUUAAGUUACAUAUUUUUAAAACAUAGUAAAUAAUAUUAUUCUACUAUUAUUGCCCUUCUCACAGGCAGUUGAUGGUAGAUCACGCUAUGCAGGGGGAGGGGAAAGUCCAGCAAGAGCAGAACCUCCCUCUCCUGUGAAUUGAUAUUUUUGAGCUUGCCUUCGGUUGAAAGGUUUUUGCCUUUCAGGCAAUAGCACAUGACUCUUAGGUGUUUCAAUGGAGCAGUUUGUCACAGCUUGGGUAGAAACGUCACUGGGUAGAAAAUAAGGGGGACCCUUGUAAUAAUAAUAAUAAUAAUAAUAAUAAUAAUAAUAAUUUUUAUUUAUAUCCCGCCCUCCCCAGCUGAAGCCGGGCUCAGGGCGGCUAACAACAAUAAAAUAGUGCAACAUUCUAAAAACAUUUCAUUAUAAAAAUUAAUUAAAAUCAAAUUGAUGGCAACCAUUAAGCUAAAGUUCUGUGAAGAUUGUCAAAGGAGGGAGUCAGGCUGCGCCCUGACCAAAGGCCUGGUGGAACAGCUCUGUCUUGCAGGCCCUGCGAAAAGAUGUCAAGUCCCGCAGGGCCUUAGUCUCUUGUGACUUGUAAUGAGUCCUGAGAAGCCGCACCAGUUCUCAGUGGGCAAAGCGUGGUGCCACUCCUCUCAGGUUACCAGCCAGAUUCCAGUUACGUGGUCUGCAGCGUAUCCACCCCCAUUAUUCAGCCUGGACAUUGAGGUCCAUUGCCGAGGGCCUUCUGGCUGUUCCCUCACUGCAAGAAGCACAAGUUACAGGAAACCAGGCAGAGGGCCUUUUCGGUAAUGGCACCCGCCCUGUGGAACGCCCUCCCACCAGAUGUCAAAGAGAAAAACAACUACCAGACUUUUAGAAGACAUCUGAAGGCAGCCCUCUUUAGGGAAGCUUUUAAUGUUUGAUGCAUUGCUGUAUUUUAAUAUUUUGUUGGAAGCUGCUCAGAGUGGCUGGGGAAGCCCAGAUGGGCACGGUAUAAAUAAAUUAUUAUUUAUUUAUUUAUUUAUUAAUCUAGUCAGCUGCCAUGGCAUUCCCCAGCAGGCAUACUGGGGGUGGUAUUUCAAGCUUCACAUUGGAAGUCUUCUGGGUUUACAGAUCCUGAUCUAAUUCCAUACCAACCCUGCAUACCUUCCUGUAGCCAAUAAAGAGUUGUCCCCUGUUUUCACCCACACGGGUGUCUUGAGUUUUAUAUACUCCCGGACACACUUUGCCUGGAAGGAGGGGGAGGCCUUCACAAUUCACCUGCCGCGCAAAUGGCAGCCAUGCAGGUGGCAGCAUCUGAUCAGGAUUGAGGCCAUGGUACACGAGAAGGGGGGACCCCCCCCCCCGUAGCAUAGUACCAACAAAAGUUGCCCCCAGAGCUUCUAUUUGCUGUGGGUGGAAAGCUGCUGGUAGAACAAAAUAGUCAUCUUAAUCAGGAAUGAGGCAGAAGGACAUAGUGCGUUUGGUGGCCCCCCACACCUGCGAUUUAACAAGAAGAAGAAAACCAGACGAGAAAAAUAACACAUUUCACGCAAUAUCUAGUUUGAUCCUUAGCUGUUACUAAUAAAGGUAUUACCUAGGGUAGGACUGCCAUAUUUUGAAGAGAGAGAGAAAAAAGGACACAUUUGCUGACUUCUACUUUUAACUAUGGAUUGCUAUGACGACUUUACAUACCCAUGAGAAAGAGGAUGUGUCCUGGAAAAAGAGGACAUAUGGCAACCUUAAAGAGGCUUUGGGAUCCCCCCCCCACCCCCAUUAUAUACCUGUCUGCAAUUUUGGUAUAUGUUGAAUGGAGGUGAUAUUUAUUUGUGAAUUCAUAUUAAGUCAACCUUCCUAAGCCUAAAACCAAAUAAAGGAUACCGUAUAUACUAGAGUAUAAGCCGACAUUUUCAGCACAUUUUUAAUGCUGAAAAAGUCCCCCUCGGCUUAUAUCAAGUGAGGGUCCUUUCGGCUGCUUGUUCUUCCUCUGCUGCUGCCGCCACCACCAGGUUUGUGGUGUGGUGAACCGGCUUAUACUCGAGUCAAUAGGUUUUCCCAGUUUUUUGUGCUAAAAUUAGGUGCCUCAGCUUAUAUUCAGGUCAUCUUAUACUCGAGUAUAUACGGUAAUUCCUUUUUAAACAAUUUGCACUGUCACUUCUUAAUUGUGGCCUGCUACUUUAAAUUUAUAUGUACCCUUUAAAUUGUGAGAUGCUCAAGAUAUUUAAGCAUAUUGCAUUAGAGAAGUUACUCAUAUAAGGUAGCAAUUUAAUAGUAAAUACUGAAUACUUCAAUCCCGUACAUGUCUGCUAUAAGGGAGGCUUGCAAGGUGGCAACAGAGGAAACAAAGGCCUUUUUCAGUUGUGGCUCCCUAUAUUUGGAAUGAUCUCCCCAAUGCGGUCUGCCUAGUGCCAUCAUUAACAUGUUUUUGGCACCUGGUAAAAAUGUUAAUCUUUGCCCAGGCAUUUGAUGGAAUGUGAUUAUUUGCUGCCAAAGUUCUUUAUUGCUAUUUUAUUGAGUCUGUUCUAUGGUUUUAAUUGUAAUGCUCUCCUAGCCUAGCUCCGGUUUUGUUAUGCUUUAUGUUUAAAAAAUUGAUGAAUCGCUUAGACUAUUUAUAAAGCAAGCAAUUAAGAAUUUAAAAUAAUGCUAAUACUUGUAAGUCAGCGCUGUUGUGUUUAUUGGAGCUUAUUCCUAGGUAUGCAUGUAUACAAUUACAAAGUAAUGUUAUAGUAUAACCUUUUUGAUGCUCUUUGGCAGUUCUGUGUAUCGUUAACAUGCACAUUUGUCUAAGUGACAUUUUAUUGGUUUUUCUUGAUUUAUUACUCCUCAUGUAGCAACUUACAUCUUCAGAUUUUUUCACAUUGGUCUGUUUACUUCAUUUCACAGGACUCAAAUAAAUUUCACUGUGGCUAUUGAUUUCACAGCUUCGAAUGGUAAGUAUUGGUUUGUUUAUAUUAAACUGAGUAUCCGCACAGUAUUUGUGAACUGUUUUGGCAUUGUAUUUUUCAUUUUGCUUGUCCUAUUGUGUGGAGACUCUAGUGAGAAUACGUUUUGAAGAUUUGGAUCCAAAUAUUUAUGUGGAAGAAAAAGACCCUUGUGUCCCCCCCCACUUUUUUGUUCUCCUCUAUAUUUCAUCCCCCUCCCAUAUCCAUUACAAUACUGUUCAGAGGGUCUCCCAGGAGGUGCAGAAGACUGCAGCUGGACCAGGGGGCAAAUAAGUUACCUUCUGUGGGCAUAACUCUUCUCACAGAAAUUAGGAUUCAAGCCAGGAACCCACCCAUUACACUCUAGAGAGGGAAAAUGGCUUUCUUUAGGCUGUCUUUUGUUGUAAAAAAUAUUGUGUAUAUCUGUAAACCACAGUCACAAUCUGUAGAACAAAAUACCAAACUGAGCAUUCUAGCUUUUUUAAAAAAUAGCCGUCCAUGCCACUUUUGGAAAUCCAAAGCUGUUGCUAAUGCAGUUUUGAAGGGCUAUGCUUCAAAAAAAGUCACACAAAGCACGCACAGUUUCUUCAGCAUGCCAGAAACUAUGGAAUUUGCCUCAUUAUACACCUAAAUAAUCCAAAUAAAAAAGAAUAUUUAGAGCAAACACUUAAAUCCAAAUUCUUCAUGGGAAACACACUGUAUUCCAUAUCUGAAUUAAUACUUAAGACAGAGCUAGUGUGGAAUCUCAUAUAUUGAUACUGUAAGGCAUACUGCUCAACACGUUCACAAACCCCUCUCAACAAUGUGCUUUGUUUUAACAGGUAACCCUGCACACCCAACCUCGCUCCAUUAUAUGAACCCAUACCAGCUGAAUGCUUAUGGCAUGGCGCUGAGGGCAGUAGGGGAAAUAAUUCAAGACUACGAUAGUGACAAAAUGUUUCCAGCUCUAGGUUUUGGUGCAAAAUUGCCGCCAGACGGAAGAGUGUCUCAUGAGUUUGCCUUGGUAAGGAAUGGUUCUAUCGUUUUUAAAUUUUAUAUAUUUAAAAAUUCCUCUUUGCCUGUGUUUCAUGGUUCCUCAUAUAUAUAUAUAUAUAUAUUUGUGGAUCCAUUUGUGCUCAGUUUCAUUCAUUUUUAAGAGUAUUGUAGAAAAUAUUGGCCUUUUUCUGCUAUAUAUGUUUGCAUUUUAAUCAUGAGAUGUACCAGAGGUUGUGUCAGCCUCCUGCUAUUGGGUAAGAGGUAUACACAGCAUUCCUAUAAGCAAGAAUUAAUACUUUGCCCCUGUGUUUUUCCUUAUAGAAUGGAAACCCGCAAAAUCCUUACUGCAGUGGAAUAGAUGGUGUAAUGGAAGCAUACUACAUGAGUCUAAAAUCUGUACAGCUUUAUGGACCAACAAACUUUGCUCCUGUUAUUAAUCAUGUAGCAAGGUAAUGGUUACAUUAAUUAUUCUGGGGAAAUUCAGCACAGUGACUUUAUGCUGAGUUGAUGUCAGUCACCAAAAACAAAAAGGGGGGAAAUAUAUUAGCUGUUUGAGGGACGCGGGUGGCGCUGUGGGUUGAACAACUGUGCCAUUCGGGUUUCCCGAUCGAAAGGUCGGCGGUUCAAAUCCUUGUGACAGGGCGAGCUCCCGUUACUCCGGUCCCAGGUCUUGCCAACAUAGCAGUUCAAAAGCACACAGUGCAAGUAGAUAAAUAGGUACUGCUCUGGCAGGAAGGUAAACUGCGUUUCCAUGUGCUGCUCUGGUCUUGCCAGAAGCAGCUUAGUCAUUCUGGCCACAUGACCCAGAAAAACUGUCUGUAGAAGUGGACAAACGCCGGCUCCCUCGGCCUGUAUAGCAAGAUGAGCGCCACAACCCCAGAGUCGUUCACGACUGGACUUAAUUGUCAGGGGUCCCUUUACCUUUACCUUUAUAUUAGCUGUUUAACAUCUUCCUAAUCUCUCUAGCAAGUAGGUUGGUCCAAGGACAUGUUGGGACAGCCCCAUGGUUUUCAUGGCAGCUGUGAAGUCCUGGGCAACCCCAGAUUUAGUGGCCUCAAUGAGAGGCCAACAGCUCUGCAGGUUCUCAAGACUAUAUCCCAGACCACCUCAGGCAGGGGGCAAGUGGUAAAGCAACAGAAUCCCUAAUCUGUCUUGAGUGCCUAAUGCAAAGCCACAAACACUCUAGAUUGCCACUCAAGCAGACAGGAUACCCGGAGAGAGAGAUCAAGUUCCUAUAGACUAAAGUAACACCCCUUCCCUGACCCUCAAGACCUGCUCACCCACACAAGUCUCAGUAAUACAAACCAGAUCAGGUUCCACAUCCCCAUCGACAAUCAAAUCAUGGUUAAGGGGAAACUCUCUUAAAGUAGACCUGGCAUUAAGUAAGUUCCUCUGAGUAAAGAAAGGGCUCGCACGCAGCAUAACCACCAGUUGUCUGUGUUCCAUUCGCCCCUCACCUGGCUUGCCCAUCCUCUCAGUAUACCUUCCCCUUCCCCCAGACCUCUGCAGUUGUGGGACUGCCAACUCUUCCCAGCUGACAUUGUCCUAAAAGGUAAAGGGACCCCUGACCAUUAGGUCCAGUCGUGGCCGACUCUGGGGUUGCGGCGCUCAUCUCGCUUUAUUGACCAAGGGAGCCGGCGUACAGCUUCCGGGUCCUGUGGCCAGCAUGACUAAACCACUUCUGGCGAACCAGAGCAGCGCAUGGAAACGCCGUUUACCUUCCUGCCGGAGCGGUUCCUAUUUAUCUACUUGCACUUUGACGUGCUUUCGAACUGCUAGGUUGGCAGGAGCAGGGACCGAACAACGGGAGCUCACCCCGCCAUGGGGAUUUGAACCCCCGACCUUCUGAUUGGCAAGUCCUAGGCUCUAUGGUUUAACCCACAGCGCCACCCGUGUCCCGAUAUUGUCCUAGACACAUGAUAAAAGACGAAACAGAAGCAGAGAAGCAACAAAACAAAUCUUAGGUUGAUUAAACUAGAUACAACUUAGCAAGAUAGUCUACAUCACUGAAUCUACCCUAGUCAUUAGAUGUUAGGGAGGUGGCUGUUGCACUUCUGCCCCCUCCAAAGAAAGGGCCAGCUCUCCUUUGGUGUCUCUCCCCCCCCCCCCGCCCCACUCCCCUGGGAUGGUGCUGCCCAUUUCAGCUCAGGAAAAGAUACAGCCACUCCCUCAGAAGUCAAGCCCAGACCCAGGGCUCUUAGCCAAGAAGGGGCAGGAAAGUCUCUCUGCUGGCCAGUGGUCGGAAAGGCCAGCUUUCUUGGGAGCAGAGAGUGCAGACAGUUGUGGAACAGUACUAGGAAAGCUUACCUUCUGCAAUGAUGGUCUGCUGCUGCCCCCCCAAAUACCAGACUUCCAGCUUGGUGAUUAUUGCUUAUGGUAAUCAUAAGCAAUUUAGGAGUGGAAGACUUAUUUAUUUUUCUUAAGGAAAACCAUGAGGCCACUAUUAUAUUGGCCCUCCCACCAAAAGCCCACGUUAUGUGAAAGACAUGUAACACUGCCCCAAACCCUGGCUUAGCUCAGCAUGGUUUGGGAGCAAGAAAAGGAUCAGGAAGGAGCAAAGCAGCUUUAAAUUCUUUAAGAGUCUGCAUGUUCACAAGCCCCAGGUAAAUUUGGCUUACUAUGUAAGCCAGACCAUUGUAUGCCAUGCAUUCUUAAAUAUAGAUAGGUGGACUUGAUAAAUAAAUACACCAGUUUCUAAUUAUGUCCUGGUUAAUAAACACGCUACUACCUGUCAUUUUGAAUGUUUCGUUUCAGUUUUUAGUUUCUAUCUGUAGUACAUAGAUUUAAAAGCAAUCUGAAAGUUUUAUAUUCUCAUAUUAAAACUGUAAUUGUGUUUGUAUGUGUUUUGUUUUAGAUAUGCUGCCUCAAUAAAAGACGGCUCCCAGUAUUUUGUUCUUCUCAUUAUUACAGAUGGGGUCAUUUCUGACAUGGCUCAAACAAAGGAGUCUAUUGUGAAUGUAAGUUAUGUUUAAACUUGAUCUUGAAAAUACUUUAAAAGUAGAAUACAUACUGUAUUUCCCACUGGGCAACCACUCAUUGCCCUGGGUAUUUCUGUCUCAUUAACGAUUUCACGUUCCUUUGUAUUUGAAUACCCUGACCCUUCCUGUUCUUUUGUCAAAUGCACCAUGGUAUGUUUAUUUGUUUAGGGUGGUAGUCAGCUAAGUAGAUUCACUGAAUUGUUUUGAAAUUAUCUUUAUUAAACUUAUUAUUAAACUAAAUACAAAUUUAAAAUAAAUAAAACAAAGGGUUAAUUAUUAACAUGACAGACGUAGGACAGCUCAACAACGAUAUGUACCAAUACUAUGUUUCUCCUUUAUAUUUUCUAUAAUUUAUAUAAUCUAUAAUUUAUCAAGGUUGGUGGGGCAGGCAUUAACCCUUAACACCCACUGAAAUGACUAAAUGAGGUUCACUAAUGUCAGUAGAUCUGUUCUGAGUAAAACUUAGUUGAAUGCCACCAGAACAAGUAUCUUAAGUAUUUAAUAAUGAAUCAUUUAUAACCCAUAUUUUCAGCCAACUAUUUCAGAGCAGGAUAUAGCAAAAUUCAGCCUAAAAUGCAACAAUAGAAUAAGUUAAUAGUGCACAGCCUUUAAAAGGUACCAUGUUUUAACUUGGCACUGAAACAUAAAAAGAUUUGGCACCAGUCGUCUGAGCCCCCAGUGACAAAGCUUGAUCUAGGAGCCCCUCCAAGCUGUAAACUAGCUCCUAGAACAACCCCUUCAAGAACAGGUUGUCUGCCUAAUUCCAAGACCACGAUACCCCAGUUUGUCAAGAUUCAACUUCAGCCCUCAUCCAGCCCAUGACAGCAUUCAGGCAUUGAUCCAGGGAUGAUCCCAUAUGGCCUCAUCUGACUCAGAUCACAGGGAGAAAUAGAGUUGGCAAAAUUAAUAUUUUUUCUCCCCUGCUGCCUUCACGGUCCUGGUUUUUGCUUAGCCAUUUGGUGGGUGACAGAAGAUACAUAUCCUGUCUUCCAUCACUUAAAGCACCUUAAAACACAAAGCUCCAAUCCUGUACAUACUUACCCAGGUGGAAUCUACACACAUAUUAAAAAAAGUUCUGAAAAUGCUUUUUUUUAAAAAAGCAUUUUGAAAAAAUACACCAGAUUUUCCAUAAGGCUCAUCAUUGACAUCUAGUGUCACACUGUAUAUUGCACUUAAAACACACUUAAAACGUUUUAUUUGCAGCUGUAUAGCUGAGUCCCCAGUUGUACUCAGUGGGACUUUUUCUCUGAAUUGGUAUGUAUCCAUUCACGUCCUUGGGGACAGUUGACAUCAUGCCAUCAGGUCGAAAUAGUGUUUCCCCCAGCAUCUGAAGGCACAAAUUGCUGCUGUCAUGGAAAAAAAGAAAAACUUGAGGCAUUGCCAUGCCAACCCCAGCUAGUUUCAAUUUCUCCCUUCACCAGCUGAAUUGUCAGCUUCAACUCCCUGCUCUUGUUGUCAGCUCAGGCCUGUUACUUAUCUUAUUUUGUGGUAAUUUAUGUGUGUUGGUGACUCUCUUUCCUCCUACCCUUUGUCUGACUGUACUUCCUCCCCCCCCAACUCAGGGUUUGAGGUUUUUUCCUUCCUUCUCCACUUGCUGCCAUUUUCUCUUCUCAUCUUCUUCUGCCUUUUCUUUCUCUGCUCCCUUUCUUGCCUGUUCAAUAUAUUAAGAAUAAAAAGGACCCUGUGUGUGCAUUUUCUCAAUCUCUCCUCCACUCACCUCUACUUCGCUGGGCUAGUUUCCAGCUCGGCAGGUUCUGGAGACGUUCUAGGGGGAGGUUAAUAAGAAAUAGUUUGCCCAACCCAUUGGAGAUUCUUCAGAUUUCCAAGAGGACUCUACUACUGGUUUUAUUGUCUUAGAUAUGGAGGAGGAUUGAAUGGGGAAUCAGAUACUGAAGAAGCCUUUUAAAGUCAUUUUACCCUGCCUCUUGGUGCAAGAAAAUCUCCUCAGCAACUUUAGCUAGAUGGUUAAAGGCCUCCAUUGCUUUAGCUUAUAAAAGUUUGCAUUUUUAUUCCCCCAGCCAAAAUUAUGGUCUAUUCAACUAGGGCUGCAGCUACUUUACCUGCAUUUCCUCUGAAUGCUUCUCUACAGGAGAUUUGUUGGGCAGCCACCUUGGCUAGUCCCGGAAGCUUUAUUAAAUAGUAUAAAGUGGGUGUUUCUGCCUUUGCAGAGGCAUCCUUUGGGAGGUCCUGCUGAACCCAUACACAGCCAAUAGUUCAUUCAUAGAUAUCCCACUCUAUAUGGUUCGGUUUGAGUAUGUCCCAUCAGAUGCCAUGACAUGCUUGGAAAAGAUACCAAUAUUACUUAUCCUUGAAGGGUUCUUUUACAUCCAUGUAAUAUGGCAUCAGGGUCUCACCCUUCUUCCAGACUGCCUUUCUCACUCCGCAUGAUUGGCUUAUUUCAUAUUCUUUAUACAAUAUUUGCUUACGUUCCUUGGGCAGGGAUUGUCUUGUGUUUGUCUUUGUUCAUGUCACUGUUCUGCUUUGGCCUCUAUUAUCCCAGCUUAUCAUCAUAGAAACUGGCUGGGAUUGGCAUGGUAACGCCACUAAGUUUUUUUCCCAAUUAGAGUACAGUGGACGCUCGGGUUGCGAACGUGAUCCGUGCAAGAUGCACGUUUGCAACCCACAGCGUCCACAACCCGCAGCGGCACGUCUGCGCAUGCGCUGGUUGCGACCCGGCGCUUCUGCGCAAAGCGUGAUUUAGCGCUUCCGCAGAUCCGCAACCGCUGAAACCCAGAAGUAACCCAUUCCGGUACUUCCGGGUUUCGGUGGACCGUAACCCGAAAAACGCAACCUGAAGCGUCUGUAACCCGAGGUAUGCCUGUAGUGAUUUCUACCUUCAACCACUAGGGGGAGCACCAUUCCCACCUGACGUCAUGUUACAUGCAUGUAAAUGAACCUUACAUAGGUAAGUACCAAUGAUAUCUUCUCCUUACCAGGCACCCAAAGGAAGCCUGGCCUGAGUGAGAGAAGAAGCAGUAACUUCCCUGUAGUUCUGAGUUUAGGUGCACAUGCUUUUCCUUUUUCUUCCACAAACUUGGUUUAGAAUAAAAAGUAACAGAAAGUGCCCUUUCUGUCUGUCCUUGGAUUGAAACACAUUACCAUUUUUUUUGCAUCUGAGACAGACGUACAGAUGUUUAGCACAAUUCAGUCAAACUUCAGCUGCUUCUGGUGCAGUUGAUAUCAGGGGUAUAUGCUGAGUUCUCUUCCAGGAUCUUAAACCUUAAUUUUGGCUGGAUGGUGCCUAGUGUUUGUUUGAAUAACACAGUAAAAGCAAAAUAGCCAGGUUGUUGCUGCAAACAGGUAGAAAAAAUUGCAAGAAAGAGAGUAUAUAUAGAUUAUUUUUUCCAGCAUAAUUUUACUUCAGCUGCUCCCUUGCCAUCAAACCGCUUUUAAACUCCCUCCCAAAUAACUGAGAAAGAGGAGCUGAAUCAUACAUAUGUAUAUAAAAUGUUUUAUGGAUCACAGGUAUGUAUUCAAAUGUGAUCUUUUCAUCUAUGAUUGAAGGUAGUGUUGUGCACCACAAUUGAAUUGUGCAUACCUGCAUCACACAUGAUGCUGAGAGUUGCCUGUAUCUUUAAAUUAUGUGACAGUGUUCAUAUAUGUUUUUCUUUUUCUUUUGAAGGCUUCAAAGCUUCCGAUGUCAAUAAUAAUAGUAGGAGUUGGCCCAGCUGAAUUUGACGGUGAGCAUCCUCAGUUUCAGAAUGCUUUUCUUGGAAGGAGGCCUCAGAAUUAGGGUCCAAUUCACAUCAUCACUUAAACGGCAAUUUAUCUUUCUUUUGUAGCUGAUACUCCAUUUUUCUUAGCAAAAUGAACUCAAAGCAGCCUAUGUGAUAAAACAUACAUUACUCCAUGCUCUGGUAACUUCCAGAUUUGAUUGAGGCUGCCUUUGGAAGAUGGCAUGGAAAUGUUAACUGGUCCAAAACACAGCAGCCAUAUUACUGGGUGGGGUUCCCUUGAGAACUCAUAUAAUCCCUAUUUUAAAACAGCUGUAGAUGUUCAGGAUCUUGUGUUUGUGAAUAAUGGAAGGAUCACAUUUUCUAGCAAUACAGUUGGAUUGCCUAAUUUGGGUGAAACACCCAAACCUAAUUGCUUGCUUGUAGUUCAGAAGUUCAACUGGGCCAUAAAGUGCUAUGUAAAUAAAUAACAAAACAAAAAACUAUGUGUUUUUCAUAUGGGCUUUGUUGAACAGAUUAAAUCAAACAAUAUGAAUACAUUACUCUGUCUUUUUUCAGCUAUGGAAGAAUUGGAUGGUGAUGAAGUAAGACUCUCCUCAAGAGGAAUGUAUGCAGAAAGAGAUAUUGUACAGGUGAGAGAAAGCACUUCUGUCUAGCUGAUCUUUUAUAUACUUAGAGUACAUAAUGUAUGUAUGGGACGCACUUGGUGCUGUGGUCUAAACCACUGAGCCUUGGGCUUGCCAAUCAGAAGGUCGGCGGUUCGAAUCCCCGCGACGGGGUGAGCUCCCGUAGCUCUGUCCCAUCUCCUGCCAACCUAGCAGUUCGAAAGCAUGCAGUGCAAGUAGAUAAAAUAGGUACCGCUCCAGCGGCAAGGUAAACGGCAUUUCUGUGCGCUGCUCUGGUUUCGCCAGAUGUGGCUUAGUCAUGCUGGCCACAUGACCCGGAAGCUGUAUGCUGCCUCCCUCGGCCAAUAAAGCGAGAUGAGCGCCACAACACCAGAGUCGUCCACGACUGGACCUAACAGUCAGGGGUCCCUUUACCGUUACCUUUUUAAAAUGUAUGUAUACAGGUUGGCUUGCUCUUCAGAAAACCAGGCUGGAAGGUUCUAGAUAGCAAGGACAAUUCAAAGUGCUGGUCACACUUUUAAAGCGCUAUACAAUUUUGAACUGAGGUAAUUUAAGGGUGACUUUCUGAUGCCUAAAACCUGCUCACCUGUUGUGAUCUUCACUGCCAUUCCUGCUCCAUGUCCCAUCACCACCAGAGGUGCAAUUUGGCAGUGACCCCAGACAGGAUCUUUUCAGAAGCAGCAACUAGGGUUUGUAACUUGCCUACUGGAAAUUCAGUUAUAAGCAUUCCAGUAUUAUAUGAAAGUAGCUUUGUUUCAUCAAGUCUUUAGCAUGGAGUAACAUUUUCCUAGUUUGCUGUUUUGAUAUUUUGCUGCUCUGUACUUGUUUUUCCAUAUGUAGAUUGAUUGAUUUAUGUUUGGAUACUGUGAUAUUUUUAUUUUAUGUUGUAUGUUAGUAUGAAGGCCUUCAACAGAAAAGCCUAAAAAUACCAAUGUGUAAUAUAACCAGUGCUUUUUUCUAGGGGUACGCAUACCCCUUAACAUUUUGUAAAUCUAAAUUUGGCCUCAUUGAGGGGCAGUAUUUCAAUAUGAGUAGGAAAAUUAGAGUGCCCCUAAACAUUUUUUUAGAAAAAAAGCACUGAAUAUAAUAUGCAUCUGCAAAAGAUCUGAAAUAUUCAGAUCAUCUUACCAAGUUAAGUUUCAAAAUAAAUGACAUCUUAUUUUUAACCUUUGGCUUUCAUUCUUUACGAUGCCCCAACAGCAAUGCUAAACAAAUUCUCUCCCCCUCCCCUCCAUUUCAUUUCAGUUUGUACCGUUUCGGGAUUACAUUGACAGAAGCGGAAACCACAUUUUAAGUAUGGCCAGACUUGCUAGAGAUGUCUUGGCUGAGAUCCCAGACCAGUUUCUCUCCUAUAUGAGGGUGAGAGGAAUCAAGCCAUCGCCUGCGCCUCCUCCAUACACCCCACCUAUUCAUGUAUUGCAGACUCAGAUAUGA